GUAGUCAUCUGACGGGUUGAGCGCUCUGUGGACGUUACCGCUACAUGAAGGGCCACCACUAUCACCACAGAGCGGGACACAGACAACCUCCAUGAAGGACCGUCUCCUGCGACGAUAAGAAGACUCAAACAACCGAGGAGCGACCAGAAACACCGCCCGUGCGUUUGACGUUUCGCACGUGAGGACAAAUUUGUACUGAAAUGUAGCCAGCAGCAGCGCGAGCGUGUGUUGCUGUAUCCGCGCGGUCGCUGCAUGGCUCUUCACAGGGAUGCCAUGAAAAUCAGAAGAGCCGACUGAGAGACCGCUGCUCCUCGCUAUCACAGCAGACACGGCAGUGGCGGCGGCAGCGGCGGGAGUGGAGGUGAACGAUGGAUUGUGGUAAAAAGAUCCACAUUAGGUAGCGAUCACAAAGAUCCACGGAGAGCUGAACGUCUCUGUUGCACAGCGAGGAAGGACGCCGCCGGAGCCGUGUGAAGAUGGAUUUCAGCCUGCUCCGGAAUAUCAUCAGCAGAUACGUAAGGGCCCCCAUCUGUCAACACUGUCACAACUGUAGCUCUGUGACCUGCAAGUGCAACCAGAUAUAUCAUGCAUUUUCACUCAUUUCUAUGGGGCAGCAUCUUUUAUUGAUAAUGUGUGAGAAUUUACUGCACAACACACCAUUCAGAGCGUGGAUGAGAAACACUUGUGAAACGAUCAACAUUGCACUCGAGCUGCUUUGGCAGGCCAUCCACUGUGGGCUUUACAAUUUUGUUUUGUGGGGCAGAAUGGGGAAUGUGCCAGAGCUACAGAUGCAGUGAUGGCUGGUGAAUGUGUGGAAUAGAAAUGAACUUGGCUGGCCCAGUUUAGUUGCUUUCAUAGUGAGUUACUACAAGCAUGCAUACUAAACCGUGCUCAUGGCUUGCACUUGUCCUGGUCUGCAGUGGAGAUAAAUCCUAACAAGGAUCAGAGAGGCCUUGAGGGGACUUUUUCCUGCAUCACAAGUUUGUAGAGUUAGAUGUGUCCAGCUGUAUUGAUGAUAAGUUUUAGAGGUUUACCCUUUUACUUUGUAACUUGUUGCCUCAUUGUCAGGGUUGUGACUUGACUUGCGAACUUUUCGAAAGGAAGACUGUGCUGAGCUUUUUUUAUUUGAUUAAAUUCACAAAUGAAUAAUAUGCAUGAAUUCUUACAAGGCUAAGAUAUAGGGGUGCACCGAUCUUUAAGAAGCUUGACCCGCUGAUACCGAUUUUGCCCCAUACCUUUUUUUUAUGACUGACUUGGACUGGGUGAUUAUAUGAUCGUGAUCAUAUUUACUCGAUCAAACAUAGCGGAAAUGUGCGUCACAACAGCCAAUCAGAGUCAAGCUUUUCCCGCUCACUUCUGUAAGUUGUUGGAAAAGUAAACAGAAUGACCGAACGUGGAGCUAAACACGGAGCUAAGGGCAGCAAAAUAGAUGUCAGCCAUGACUUUGAGUUAUUCUCUGAAGAUGUUAUUGCUGAGAAGUUAUUCUAUCUCAAGUGACGUCGAGCAAUAAGCCGAUGUGCAAGGUAUGUCGGCGAAUUUGUUUCGUUAUUUACUUUGUAUGUUAGUAAAAUGUUGAACUAACUAAACUAGUUUCUUUAGUUUUUAGUACAGAUGCUUUCAAACAGGCAGUUAAAAAAAUCAUGAUAAUAAUCGAGAUUGGACGAUAUGACAAAAUAUAUCGUGAUCUUUUUUUUUGCCAAAUCGCCCAGGCCUAUGACUGACAACAUACACCUUCGAUGCUCCAAUCUUAUUUUACUAAAAACAUUAAAAACCUUUUUUGUAUUUGUUUUAACUGCACAUUAGGUAGUUCUUUCAAAUGAAAAGUUUAGAAUAUUGCUGUCCAAACUACUAAAUUAUAUCAGUUUCUUUAUUCUUUUAUUUUCCACAUUUUAAAAACUAACAAUACUUGCGCAACAGGUCACACUGCAGGCCUGUUUUGAGCCUCUUACCAAAAUUAAGUGUACAGCAGUAUUUUGCUUUCACAAAUAAAGGAAAUCACAAAGUUUGAGGAAGUUGGUAAAAUAAUAAUCUACAGGACAAACUAAACUGAUGGACGGGACUGUCAUUCUGGCAAAAGCAAAAAGCUUCAACGGCUGAUUUUCAGACUUCUGCUGAGGUAGAUAAAAUCGCUUUUAUGUGUAAGGAUCAGCCGAUCACUGAUCCCCCAAAAUUGAGCAAACCAACGCCGAUCGAUCGGCCGGUCUAUUUAUCGGUGCAUGUUUACAAUGAUAGUUUAAAAGUAAAAAGAUCAAGUCUUUCACUAAAUAUUAAACAGUUUUAAAGGAAACACUUUUUGAGUAAGAACUAAAAAGUUCCCUACAAGAAUGCAUACUAAAUUGUCCUCAUGUCGCCCUGGUCUGCAGAGAAAUAAAUCCCAGUCAGGUCUUGAGGGGCCAUGCAGGGACUCACUGUGCUUUCCUGGGUUGUAAAUUUUACUUUGACACCCCCAGCCUGAUAGAGUGGCACUUUCUGCAGGUUUAACCAGAGUAAAACAUCACUUAAAAAGAAGUCCUGCAAGGCUUUAUCAUUAUCGGUAAUCAGUUGUCAGGAAAUGUGCACUUGAAAACAAUAAGGAGAUACAGCUUUAACUGUAUUACCGCUGGGUCUGUUCUGAACCAGUCGCUGCCAUCAUCAGCACUCUCUGCUUAUCAGCCAGAGCAGGAAGCAGCUGGUUGGUGGGUGGCUGAAUUAGAGGGAAAAAGAGUCUAGUGGGAACUGAGUCUGACAGGUUUGGUGAUGUUCAUCAGACUGGGCACCUCUGGAGCAUUGUGACAUCUGCAACGCACAGUCUGCAACCCUUUCACCUGACCUUAAACCGGCUCAGGUGCUGCCACGAUAACUAUCAGCUCGAGCGUGUGCGUUCUUGCCGUUGUGUUAGCGUGCGUUUACGAGUGUGUUUGUGUGUGCAGAAGGCGAGUGACAGUGUGUAGUGAGCUUGACGGAUGCUCCAGCAGGGCUAAUAUCAGGGGAAAUCAGAUCCACAAGUGAGGCGGCAAAGAAGAGUCACUGAACACGCCCCUCAUCCCUCACCCUUCUCCCCUCUGCCUUCUCACCCUGUAACAUAGUGAAGUAGACAAGGGAUUAAUCAUUAAUUCAAUUAUCCACAUAUUGAUUGGGAAUCUGAGGAAUGUUUGAUGUAUAUGCAGUCCCCUAUUACUCGAGUACCACCCUUCAUUAACCCUGCCAUACUCCGAACAGCUGCUCCCGUAAUGAGGCUACAUAGAAGAACAAACCUUACAUCAUGCAAGGUGAUUAACAUGUGAUCAGUAAGGCGCCUCGGCCCUUUAUCCGGACACGGAGAGCAGCAGAGUCUCACCAAGGUCACAGCCUAAAUGUUGUCGCCUGCCUCCAGUGCUGUCAGAUUUUAGCUUUUUAAAAAACUGCUGUAUUAGUAUAUUAAAGUAUACUAAUAGCUUAUCCAGCCAUGAAAUUAUGUGCUUAGAUUUAGGCCACUUCGAAAAGCUAAUGAGCCUUAUCACUUCAUAGCUUGUUGCAUUUUAUCUGCCUUGUGACUUGUCCUUGAGGUAUUUUUGUGUAAAAGAAAAUUAGUGUUCACUUAUGAUGUAAAGUCAAGCUAGUCUGCUUGUUUUGAUAUUGACACCACUGUAGUAGUUCCACUAUGUUUACACUGUCUGACUAGGCUCAAGAAGAGAGGGAAAAAUUCUGCAUUUGAUGCUGGAAAAUAGGAGCCCAGCUUAAAGAGUUCAUGAAAGAACAACACAGCUGAAGUUUGUUGAGCUGGAAUAAAAUGAGACUAUUUCCCACUGAGUUAUCUGUCAAUUUUAAAGUUACGUACACAAAGAAAAUUAUUAAGAUUUUCUCAAACUGCUUUAUUUAAGAAAACAUACAUUUGCAUUAUAGAAUAUCCUGGCACAGACAACCAUGACUUUAACUUGUUUUAUCUUUUGCAUAAAGUUUCAGUCUUGCCUUAUAUAGGAAAAAAAAACACCAAAAUAUACAUUUGUAAUAACCCCAGAUCAAGCCAUAAUAUCAGCUGACCAAUGUUUCAGUUGGGUUCCGUCAAAAACAUGAAAAAGGAAUCUGAUGGGUCAGUAUUUCAGAAAUAUUGUGUAUGUGCCAUAGUUGAAAAAGUGGUAACUUUGUUGAUACAGCACCUUUAAUAGUAGACUUUUUCAACAGGUGAAAAGAAGGUUCCAGAAAAACAAAACUGCUUGUGUUGUUGUAUUAUAGAUCAAAUAAUGUGUUUGUCAUCUCAAAAUCUUUGGAACCAGUACAUCUUAAGUGUUCACAAAGACAAAACUUUCCAAAAAUUCAAAUCAGUUUUUUAUUUUAUUUUUUUAUUUCACACAGUUUAAAUAUAUGACAUGUAAAAAUGUAUAAUUCUUCAGAGAUUUUGAAAGUUGAAUUUAUCCUGAAAAAAGGGGCAAAAGAUUUCACCCAAUAGACACUUUUUGACACAUUUACAGCUAAAAAAAAGAAUAAUGACCAGGCAGACUGUUAAUACUACAGACUUUAAAGGGUUAAAAACAAAAGUCUACAAUGUGCUUUGACAGACAAAGCAAGUGUAAACUAAUGGUUUGAACAAGAGCAUUAAUAUGUAAAAGAAAGAUUUUUUUGUUUAUUUUUUAAAUAAGAUAAAUAGAAAAGAGUUCAGAAAAGGUGAAAUCACUUAAAAUCAAGUCUGCCAAAGUGAGUUUUAAGAAGUGAUGUAAAACAUGUCAUUGAUUCUGCAGCCCAGAUCUCCUCAGGGGGUUGUUCCAGAGUAAAGAGGCCCUGAGGUAAAAAAAAAACAAAAAACUAACUUUUCUUUAGACUUGAGCCUUGACUGUGUUAAAACAAAAUCUCACACCGCUAUCUGGGAUAAGUUUUUGAUUUGACUCAUUCCUUCAUCUCAGCCGUCACAUCAAAGCUAUUGAAAACAGUCACUUAGAAAUGACACAUUAUGUUUGUGCGGUCGCAAAGUUCGGCUGUCACUACGCCUUAUUUUUACACUCUUAAGUUUCCAGCAGCAGAAUAUUUGUGUCCCAGUGUUUGAUUUCCUAAUGUGUGGCAUUGUGGGAGCAGGAGAGGUAUGAUGUGUUCAAACACAGUGGGAGCUCCACACACAGAUCCACUGAAACUCACUCACACAGACAUGCUGUGGUUCAGCCCUGCUGGCUCUGACACUCCACAUCACCGCUGUUUACAGCUCUGCUACUACCUCUGAUGGCAGAUCAGAGGCAGAUCAACUUCACCCCACCAUCCCCCCUCUGUCUGUCUGGGGUGUAAUGGGUGCAUAGUUACCCUGCCUUUAAAUGGUAAUGUGUGGUAACACUUCAUAAGCUGUUGACAGGCGUAUAGAUCUAUACAGAGGAGUGCUUUAUGGAGGGAAAAAAGGAAAUAACAUUUUUUGACGGCUGGGCGUUCAGUCCUGCUUAUGAGCCUGUUUUUCUGAGUACAGAAAACUGCUGAUGAGUUGAGUCUGUGCCGUACAGUUGGUAGUUAUUGUGAAAAAAAAAAAAAGUCCUGGUGCUCUGCAGAGCGUGAAGUUUAAAUGGGAUCUUUUAUUGCAUAUUAAGCCAACUCUUUGCUACUUUUUUCACCCUGUUGGCAAAGAGAGGAAGCGAGCCUGUGUGUAAUAAGAUAUGGAGUAUAACAGAAGUAUGUGAGCGCAGUUUUGUGUCCAGCAGACUCUGGGUCAGAAUGAGAAAUCUUCUUAUUUAUCAUGAGAUAUAUCUGUCAGCCCCUGAAGUUUGAACAGAUCCUGUGUUGGUGUGUUAUAUCUGCUCUCUCUCUCUCUCUCUUUGGUGCCUUUUUGUCAUCUGGUAAUAAUAGCGAUGGCGUGAUGUCUCAGAGUGGUGCAAAGUGUGAGGGCUGCGUGAGGUCAUGAUCUGGAUCAGACGGGGGCUGGCAUGUGUGAGUGGGGGUCUUAUUUGAGAUGCAGAUGCCUUAUAGGGGCUUAAAAAUGCUUCGCUCAAACACGUGAGUUAACAUUUAGAUUUUCAUCAGCAAGUUAACCACCACAUCCUCUUGUCUUGAACUUCGCACACUGAGAUCUCUUCCUCUUCACCCUUGAUUUACAUCCAUCUUCAAAAGUGUGACUAUGAUUCUUGCAGAGGCCUCUCACCACAUCAGCAGAUGAAAGAGAAAGACCUCUCUUUCAUCUAAAGGGUGCCAGCAGGUCCCUGAGUGCCGAGGGGCUUUAGAAUGGUUUCUCACAACUUUACAGCUAUUUGAGUCGCCCGGCUGGUGUUGAAAGGGCAGAAAGCAACCUGCUAGAUUACCCUUAGCAACAUUAGCUGCCACAAACGUUAAGGGCAGUCUAUUCCUGUCUGCUGCCUCCACAUAGAAAUGGAGUUCCUUGUGGAGAGACAGAGGCUGUAGGUGACAAAACUACACAGGAUUUGUGUUUCGGUAAAGCUCCGCCAGCUGGCUUGUGUGCUUAUAUCAGAGGAAACAGCCAUGGAGCAGCAUGCUCCCUCAUAAGAAUGAUUAAGUUUCACACCGCACAGCAUACCCCGGACACAAAGGUCUCAGACGCAGCUUCAAGUCUGUAUCAGGAUGUUGUCAGGUUUUAAAUGCAGACAAAAUGAGAAAGAGGGUUUAUUCUUUUUUUGGGAUUCAGAUUACGGCGGUGAGAGAAAAAAAGAGAGACGAGAGGGAGGAGAGAGUAGAAGUAGCACAGCUGGAUUAAAGACUUAUGUAACAGCUGGAUCACAGCGAGUCAGGGGGGAGAGGGGGAAGCUGAGGCAACAACAGGGCACACUAUUUUGUCAUAUUAAAGUGUCUCCUCAAAGUAUUUGUCUGCUUUAUUUUGUUGCAGGUGCAUUCGGGUUUGCGUCAUCGGGGUGUCGUGUGGCUGUUGUCGUCAGUGUCAGCUGUUAAAACCUGUUUGUGAGCAGAAAGUCACUAUUUUUGUGUUUUUAGCCUGCACCUGUGUGACAGCCUCUUCAAAUAUUCCUCUCUGUAAACUAAAUAGUGCUGUCUUUCUCUUCGAGGUACUGUCUCUCCCCACUUUUGUUAUUAAUGAUCUGCCUGUUCUGGUACUUUUGAUGUUUACUCUCUUUUCUAUAAAGGAGUGCCCAGAGAAUACAGUCCAAGGAGGCUUGUACCAAAUUAAAACACCAAGUUAAUAAUAAGAAAACCAGCUGGAUAGGUUAUGUUUCCUUCUUUUGAAAGAUCUUUAUUAUCCCUUGUCAUAUCCAGUUUCACAGCAUUAUUUUAAUGAUUAAAUUCUUCAGAUUUGAUCUACAGUCUUCACAUAAUGAAGCAUCUAUUUGCUGGCUCUGUUUUUCUUUGCAUCGCAUUACGAACUUGUGGACUUGUUGCUAUGGUAAUUAAUGGCGAUGGGGUAGCCGUGGAGUGCAUGUUGAGCAGAUACCCUUCUUCCUUUUCAUCCGAUCAAGGUCUCAAGGUUUCUUUUAUCUCGGUUCAAAGCUACGUCAACAUUUAAAGCUUCUUUUUGAAAGAGUACUGAGCGUGUUUAAAGUCUCAACCUUAGAUGAACCCAGAGUGAUUUUCUCAGAGUCUCUUAUUCUCACUCUCAGAUAUUGUGUCAAAGAAAUAAUGUGAAUAAUAAAUUAGCUCAUUCUCUUUUUAAGCAAUAUUUUCCGGCUUUAUAUUUUGAGAGGAUAGGACAGGUUGGAAACAAACCCGGGUUGACUAUUUCAUGACCAUAGUCUCUGUAUGACUCACAGACCAAAGUGGCGCCCCAAAACCAGCAGUUCUGAAAUAAUUUUGUCUCUAACAAGUAACCUAGAAUAUUAGAGUUAGUCAAUAAUGCAGGAUUAAUAUUCUAGCUAUUUAUUUCUCUAAAAGCAAAUAAGUAUGAAGGAAGGAAUCUCCUGUGGAAUCACAAGCUGUACAAAAAAAAUGAACAGUUCUCACUUUGGUUUGUUAAAGUUUAUUGACUGUUCUGUGUAAAAUAUGUAGGAUUAUUUUAAAUUAGCAUAUGCAUAUAUUUUACAGAUGGUAAUAGUGGUCUCUGUUCAUCUGUUAACACAGUGGACCUGUUAAAAUGAGUGGAAAAAUCUUGCUAACCUAGCAGACGCUGGUUAUAGCUAGCUUGUCUUUAUUAGCAUUCUAUUUUGUUUUUUGAUGAGUGCGAAUGGUCUGAAGUAUUUUUUUGAAAAUAUCCCAACAAUUUUUUUUUAAUGCUAAGCCAGAUAUGUAGCUUACCAUUAAAUUUAAAGGAACAGUCCGUAAAAUGAGGCUAUUUAGAGACGUCUAGCUGUAAGAUUCGAGAAUGGAAUGCUUUCUUGCCAACCUUUCCUGUCACUAUGACAACAGUGGCUGUCAAGGACCAAACGAAAUGUACGCAAUAUAGACGGCAUCAUCCACAGCAGUAAAUCAGCUGUUUGGAACGUAAAAUUGUGAUGUUUUUUAUAUUUUAUUUUAAUAAAGAUAGUUUUUAACUCCUCAAGAUCUUCAGUUCUUCACUUUUUUGGUAACACAGGCUGACCUUAGCAAAGUUACUUACAAUCUUUCUUAAAAAAAGUCGGUGUAAAACAAUUUUCCCAGUAAGGUUUGUUGCAAAGUUAUGAUGUUACAAGAAUUAAGUCUUGAUAAAGUCAAAGUUUUGGUUUGCGAGCAGCCAGCUGCCUGUGCUAUGAGAAACAUGGAGCAUCUUGUUCAAUUGUUCCUAAUGUUUUGGCACCUCAGCACCACAUUGUUAUAUGUAAAUAUAUUUAUAUGAUCAAAAACUACUAUCAAAACAAGUUUAUUUAUGUUUUUAAAUUUAUUUAAAUAACUACUGAUCUCACCCUAUCUUCUCUGUUUUCCCUCUGGCCUGUCAUAUGUAACCUCUCAAUAAUUAACACAAUGUGUUUCGUUCCUGCUAGUUUGUCCAUUCUGAGCUACUGUAGAAAACAUUGCGGAUUGACAUGACACCUUUAAGAGUGAGGAGCUGCUGCUUUUAUGAUAUGAAAGAGUUUUUCUAAGACAGCAGGAAUGAAACAAUUAAGAUUUUCCAAACUAACUUAAACAUACCUCUUUAUACUUUUGGGAACAUGCAGGUAAAUUCUACCCACUGCAUCUUUAAUGACACUACCUUUAAAAUGAAGGGGGCUAUAUAUCAAGCCCAUUAGCUACAUAACAGUACCACUUGGCAGUCAGAAGUUAGAAAUAUUUACUGCAAUGCUUUAAAUAUGUUCAUGUUUACUUUACGGAGGAUAAAGUGUACACCCUCUGAUCUUUAGAGAUGGAUCAUCAUGUUGUGUGUGUGCGUGCGUCCUCUCUCCAUUUAACAUGAGCAGUCCAUUAAGGCUGAGCCUAGUCAGACGAAUUUGAUCUGUGAGUUAAUUAGUGCUACCUGCUCAACAUGCUGAGCGCUUCUGCUGCACAGCAUGGUGGGACGGUGGGGGAGGGGCGAGACACGACCAUUUAAUCAGAGCAGUUAAUGGUGUAUACCUUUUAUUACAUCUCUGGGGUUUAAAGGAGUUACAUCACGAGGAUAGCGUGGCGAGAGUAUUACCCUCUUAGGGUCAGGGGUCGCUUUUCAAAUGAAAAUAAACACAUCUCCUGUCCUGUUAGGCACUAGAGUAGAAAACCAUUGUUAUCUCAAUUUAGAUCCAAAGUUUUAACAGUUUAAAACUCAUCGUCCCAAGAGAGUCAAGUAUACUGAACAAUUUCAAACAUGUGAGGAAAGGUUACAGUGGCGGGAUCAUCGCUCUUAUCAAAUCCAUCACGCCGCUAUUAAUGAUUGACGGUGAUGUAAGAGCAGCCUCAGAGCUCAAGGGCUGUUUUACUGUUGUUAAUAAAGACAAAGCCUCCAUGUCCAGCAUCCAACCAGCCGGCCACUUUGUCUGAUGGUGCAGCAGAGUGAGGAGGGAACAGUGGGCCGGGGGUUGAUACGGAUCAGUGAGGAUUAAUGAUCAGAUAACUACAAACCACAAUGCAAUCUCUCUGUGUCUUUCUCCAUCCCUUUGCCUCAGUCACACUGUCAGGAGUGUGACACAAACUGUGACAUGGAGGGAAGGGGAGAAAAUGUGCGGAGAGAAAUAUGAAGGGAUGAAUGCUGAAGGAGUGUGAAGUAAAGAGUGAAAUAUUUGAACAAAGUUGAUGUAAAACUGCUGAAUUUGAGGCACCCAGGCUAUGUGAUGUUAAUGAUUGUUGUUUUUCCACUAACAAGUCACUGCUGCUGCUGGGGGCUUACUCGUAAUUUGCAAGCACUCUGGCUAGUGUCUGGGAAUUAAAAUCAGAAAUGCAAGAAUAUCAAAGCAUCUUUCAGUUUAUGGACAUUUUAUGAGCUAAAUUAAACAUAACUGACAGAUCAAACCGUGACUUUAAUGAUUUCUUCCUAUUCUUACAUUUCUCCUUUUAAUAUAUUGAUGUGGAAAAUAAUCACAUUAAAUAAAACCAUCAAAAAAUGGGUCAAAAAAACUAUAACUAAUGUUUCACUGUGAUGCAUAUAUCGUGAUAUAACUCACUUGUGAUCAAAUGGUUCCUUCAUAUUCUCUUACCGCUGUAAUAGACUGCAUGCUGAAUGGACAUCCUGAUUUUAUUGGAUGUUUCUCUCCAUUGAAUUAUGAAGGAUUCAGUGUCAGACUAAAAUAGAUAAUUUCUUGGAAAGAGAAUCUUCUUGCUGGUUUCUCCUGCAACUCUGGAAGUUUCAAGAGCAACCAGGAAGGUCUCGAAAUAUGAAGUCAUCCUCAAACAGCAAAGAAGGAAAAUGUGUUCUUGUUUAAUUUGAGGAGAUUGUUGAUGUAUCAUCAUGAUGUGUAAGAUAAGAUAAGAUAUACCUUUAUUAGUCCCACGGGGGGAAAUUCCAAAAAUCACAGUAGCAUAGAUACAAAUACAAAAGACAAAUUAAAGGAUAGGAAAAUUAUAUACAUGUGUACAGCAUAUACAUAUCUAAUAGGUCUGUCUCACGUUUGCACCAAUAGCUCACUUACAUCAUGUGAGCCAGGAUUAUUUAAUAAUGAUAAUAUUAUUACACCUUUACAAAGUGCUUUGAUAAUUUGCGUCAAUAAUACAAAGCAUAAGAACAGAACAAAAAGCAAAAACCCUAACAGCGAAAAAAAGGACACCCUUGAAAAAUUCAGUCGACAUCAAAACCCAGAAAACACAUAAAGAAUUCUAGAGCAUCAUAUGAAGCUAAUAAACACAUCAUAAAAAACUAGAAUAAUCUAAAUGAACCCUAGAUGAACCCCGGCAACACAGGAAUACAACCGCAUAAAUAACAUAAAUAACUAAACAGAGCCCCCAGUUUUACCCUAAUUCAGUGAAACGGUUUUGACUCUAAAACAUUUUGAUGCUCUGUAAAAUACACUGACUGUUUGCGUAUCUUUAUCUUGGUCAGUCAUAUCUUCUCUUUCCUAAGGUAAGCGAUUCACUCAACCACAACGUCUACAAACUCUCCUCUUCCUUUUUGUCAGGAUGUCUUUGUUCCUGUCAGUUUUCCAUCGUCUGAUUGUUCUGUAUACAGUCUUUUUAACUCGUCUUUGUUCCUUCCUCUGUCUCUCCUGCUCCAGCUGCUCACUUCUCUCCGAUCUGCUACUCCUCUUACACCACACUUUCCGUUUCACUGUAUCUAUCUGGGCCAUGCUGCCACCCCCCUACCCCUCUUCAUGUUUUGGAGGGGUCUCAAGUCGGCUAACACUGUUGGCUCAGUGUCUAUUUUUAUCUCACUGCCAAGCGCCUGUUGAUUGCUGUGGAUGAGUUCAGAUCUGUGACUCUGAGAUUUUUGCAAGUUGCGAUUAUGAAAAAGUUAAACGCUAGUUUUUGAAUUUUUUCCCACGUCAGGAGUAAAAGUUGCAUCGCCCUUCGUUUGAUCUUUACUCCAAAGUUAACAAGGGAUGUGAGUUUAUAGUAGUGCUCAAGCUGAAACUUUUUUUUAAAGUUAUAGUUUUUAGAUCUACAAGGUUACGGAGGGGACGUGCGAACAUUAAAAGAUUUGUUCAUUGGCAGCGAUUAACUCCGCCUCUGCCAAAAAGUUGAGGACAUUUUAAGCAGUGGAGCGCUGCUUCCACUGAAGUGCUUGUUCCAGAACUUUUCUGCUAAUGGUCAACACUUCUGUUUGAGCUGUGUCAGGCGGGCCGCUCUGCCAAAGGCUGCGCUCACACACUGCCCACUCAGAGAAUGAAGCUGUGGGGCCACGUAGGAAGCCAGAUGGAAACAAACAGCUGAAUGCUGUGGUCUCUUGACUCGUAUUUUUUCUUGGAAAGCUUUCUUCCCACAAUACUGUGUAAAGAAGGACACCUUGGGAAAAUAUGUGCUGCGCUAAACUCCCAGAAUGCACUCUGUUGGUCCCCUCGGGAGCCACUUAGAUCUAAUAUAGAUCAGACAGAACUGAGGUAGAGAUUUCAUACACUCGAUCCAGUGUGCUCCCUUUGUUUUGUAUCAAAGCAUCGAUAGGUUAUAGUAAAAAAGAGAACUUUUUAUCUGUGUGGGAAAAAAGUUAUCAAAGGACAGCAGACUAAAGUAAGCUCCAGCAGAAAGAAGUGUAAAGAUAGAUGGCAAAUUCGCACUUGUGUGAUUCAGAUGAUCCCGCCUACACACAAUAACACACACAUCCCUCUGUGUUGUCUGUGAGCUGGUUAAACAAAUUGGCUAAAGUUGUGAGAAAAUCUUUUGUAAUAUUCCUUUUUGAUAAAACUCUGGACAGAUAUGAGACUUUAUUUAUAACUCAAUCAAACGUACCUGUUUUUAGGACUGCAACUUUGAUAAAUUGAAAAAAAAGUGUCGCUUGUUGUGAUUCCAUUGCAGAAAAAUCAAAACGUCCCACAGAGAACAAUUUUGGUGUCCUCAAACAAACCGCUCGGUUUGACGAUCAUGGUACAAGAGACAUUUGAGAUGCUAUGAUAAAGAUGAUUUUCUCACUUCAGAGGCUAAAAAAUUGGAAUGAUUGAAAUCUCAUUUAAAAACCUUCUUGAUUACUUGAUAAAAAAAACAUACAAGAUGUUUCUUUUUCUGGCCAUCAGUUAAUUGGAACAGCAUUUAGCAAGUGUUGAAAAAAUAGAAAUUAUGGAUAUAACAGAUGGUGGAAGAGUAUUUGGAUUUACACUGAACAAUGCAUAUCUUGAGAACAGUACGGUUAUAGAGAGAUGUAGGGCUGGUUUUAAGGUGUUAGAGCGUGUGAAUGAAGAGUGUCAUCUCUAAUUGAGUCAUUGAAGCGAUGAAGAUAUAAACCUAAUGGCUGUUGAGGCUGAACAUCAUGAUUUAACCCCAUUUCCCCUCUCUACCUGUAUUGCUAUUUAUAUCUCUCCAUAUAUCUCUCUCCUUGUCAGUGCGUGGGGGAGGAGAUCUGGGUGGACAGUCGGACGGUGUACAUUGGGCAUAAAGAACCCCCUCCGGGAGCUGAGGCCUACAUCCCUCAGCGUUACCCCGACAACCGCAUCGUCUCCUCCAAGGUGAGCGAACCAUACUUCCUUUGUGAGUCAGUGCCAAAGCAUUGUUCAUCAUCACACUGUACUUUUGUUUCAUAUUUAGACAGCCAUGUAAUCUCCUUUGUAGACAUGUUUUUAAGGAUGACACAUUUCACUUUCCUUGUGUUCGUCAAGCGGUGCGUCACCAGCUUUCCUGCCAGAGGGGCUGGAGGAUGAUGUGCCUUUGUUUCCCCUUCUCCUUCAGUGUGUGUGUAUGUGUGUGUGAUAGUAAUUCAGCUGUCUCUGUGUCUCACAGUACACCUUCUGGAACUUUGUGCCCAAGAAUUUGUUUGAGCAGUUCAGAAGGAUCGCUAACUUCUACUUCUUGGUCAUCUUCCUGGUCCAGGUAAAGAGUUUUUCCUUUUCACGCAACAAUAGAGAGUGCAAACUUACAAACAUUCAACUUGUCACAAGUAGCUAUUGGCAACAAAAGAUCACUGCAUCUCUGGGUCUGUUUUAAGUAUUUUUUGGAUUGAAAAAUGGAUGCAACACAAAACGAUAUAAUAUCAUAUUAUACUAUAUAAUAUGAAACAUUUAAAAAGACAGACAGACAACACAGAGGGAUUAAAAAAACAAUUCCAAUCCUUGUUAAUAAAAAUCAGCCUUCUUUUGAUAUAGUGUUAAAUGAUAGAAUAAAAAAUGAUACAAUGAAAUAUAAUGUGUUAAAUAGAUUUUGCUUUCCUGAAGUAAUCUUUUAUAUGAAAUGAUCUGAUACAAUGUGACACAAAUUCAAUAUGAUACAAUAUGAUAGGAUACAGUACAAUCUGAUACAAUGUGAUAAAAUACUAUAGGAUAGGAUAGGAUAGGAUACGAUACAAUACAAUACGAUACAAUAUGAUAAAAUAUAAUAUGAUAGGAUACAAUACGAUAUGAUAAAUUAUGAUAGGAAACAAUAUGAAAUGAUACAAUAUGAUAGGAAACAAUACAAUUAGAUACAGUAUUAUAAAAAAACGAUAUGAAAGGAUACAAUAUGAUAGGAUACAAUACAAUCUGAUACAAUAUGAUAAAAUAUGUUAUAAUAGGAUACAGUGUGAUAGGAUACAAUACGAUAUGAUACAUUAUGAUAGGAAACAAUACAAUUUGAUACAGUAUUAUAGAAUAGGAUAUGAUACGAUACAAUAUGAUAUGACACAAUAUGAUAGGAUACAAUACAAUCUGAUACAAUAUGAUAAAAUAUCAUAUGAUAUGAUUCAAUAUAUUAUGAUACAGUAUGAUGCAAUAUUAUUUGAUUUAGUAUGAUACGAUACUGUACAAUCUAGUUGAUACAUUUUGAUAUGAUACAGUGUUAUGCAAUACAAUACAAUAUAUGAAUACAAUGGUCAGUUUUGUCACCAUGGAAAGUUUGUCUUCCUAUGCUAGCCUUUGAUACAACACUUUAUGGUAUGAUUUGAAAUUACACUGUACAGUAAGAUAUGAUGCAAUUUAAUACAAUGCAGAGCAGUUCUGUAUGAUAAAAUAAGAUCUGAUAUGAUAUGAUGAAUAUAUAUGAAGAAUAAUGUUUGUUUUUGCCUGUGUAGAUCUCCCUGAAUCUGACAGCCGAAAAUAAACUCAUUGAUAAAAAUACGUACUGUCCCUUUAAGUCGUUCUGCACAGUAGUCAAUCAAACAAACAAACAAUCAAAGUGCUUGAAAUCCUUAUUGUUCACAGAUUUCAUAAUAAGAUAUUAUGAUUAUCCGAGAUCAACGGUCAAAUCCUGCAUGAGGGUGAUUAGGAUAAUUUGAAUUUUCUAACGUCGUGUAAUCGCAUUAUAUCUUGAAGUGAGGAGUGCUGGACUGCUCAGUGUCUGUCUGUCUGAAUCAGAAUCAAAGAGCAACAACUUUUUCCUUGAGCCACUGUAGUGCACCCACUGCUGAGUAAUCACGCAAGGGCAAACUCAUCAUAGAGGAGGGGAAGGAGGAGGACACAACAAUAUCUUUACUUGCAGUCGGCUAAGUCGACAAGAAUGCAACUUUGUCUGCUUUGUGUUGUAUCAGUAGCGUGUGAAAUACGGCACCUGCUUAACAGGUCGAACUGGGCAAUGAACAUGUUUGUUGUCCUCUUUUAUUUUGUUAACCCUAAAAUUCUCUUCCCAACUAUGACUGCUCUGCACAUCUGCUCUAAGAAUAUAAACAACCAUAAAAGGAAAAAGCUCACUGCUGGAGGAUACUUCCUGUGAGUGCAGAUGGAGGAAAUCAAAGUAGAUUCAAUUACAUGGAUACUUGAACUUGAUUCCUUAUUACAGGAGCUUCCCUUUGCAGCACUUCCUUACUCAGCGUUGCAUUUAUUGGCUGCCUCUCUCUUCUUUUUUAUCUUGCCCCCCCCUCCUGCAUCUUCCUCCUUCUGUUCCUCUCUCUUGCAGCUUAUCAUCGACACCCCCACCAGCCCAGUCACCAGCGGCCUGCCUCUCUUUUUUGUUAUCACUGUCACCGCCAUAAAACAGGUAGGACACACACAAACGUGCUCACAUUUCCAGGAAAUAUUGUCCCCUGCCUUACACACUCACUCCCGGCCUCAAUUACACACACUCGCUCCACUAUUUGGCUGCUCUCUUCUCUGUAUACACACAUUCCUCUCUCAGCGAAAGGACAUGCUAUUGAAUAUGUCUGGUGAUGUGAGAAAUAUGAUAAUGAAUGGUCUCCUCUGUUAAUCACUCUAGCUGAGGAUCCCAGGCCCCAGGGAGAUGCAUCCUCUCUGCCGCGUCCUCGUGCAGAGGGAUGGGGUAGUAUCGGUGAUAGAUGGAGCUGCUCUAGCUAAGGAAGCCAGAGCUUUACUGGGACAUAAAUCUAAAACAUGACAUGUUGGCUAGAAAUUCAGGAAACAGGUCACUAAGCUGGGAGAGCACAGUGCUAAUUAAUUACCGAGUAUGACUUUCACCUCUCCCCUUCCUGGUUUCGCACUCUGCUCUGGCCCCGAUCCUCUCUACACAAUAAUCUAUACCCCCCCGCGCCAACAAACACUUUGGCUUUCUCUUCCUUUUCCUCGCUCACAGCUUUGUACUCUAUCCCCUCUCUCUGCGUCUCUCUCAGGGCUACGAGGACUGGCUCAGGCACAAGGCUGACUGCUCUAUAAAUGAGUGUCCGGUGGACGUGGUGCAGCGGGGGAAGGUGGUGAGGACGCAGAGUCACAAGCUACGGGUAAGAAUGGCCUCAUUAGAGCAGCACAGCACCUGAGGCUACGAUGUGUCUCUACAGUACUGCUGCAAAGCUCCAUUUUUCUAUAACUGCCUCCACAGUCCCUCUUUCUCUUCCUCUCCAACUUUGUUGCUUCCUGUCUCGGUCUCUCUUGACUUUCCAACCAAUUAAUUCCCCUAAACUGCAGUAGAGGAGCGAUGACGAUGUCCCUCGAGGCGCCCUGCACGAGUUCCUCUGAAAGUAAACAGGACGGAUGUAUUUCAAAAGUUCAGACAUUCUUGUCAUCAUCUUUGGAUGCUCUCUUGCAUCAUUCUGAUACAGCAGCGAAUAACUAGCUUGACUGAGGAGCUCAGUUUAGAUCUAUUGUGAAACAUUAUGAAACAUUAUGAAAAGACAUAUUAUGAAACAAAAUCCACCUUUAAACUGUUUCGUCACCAAAAAUAAUCAACUGGGCAUUUUUGCUGGGUUUUAUGUUGGCAGAGAUGUCAGUAAGUAAUCUUAAACAUGUAUUUUUCUGUGAGGUCGAGAUGAACAACAUGUGUUUUCACAUUUAGCUAUCAGCUCUGAGUUUUGAGUUUUGGACAGAGGAGACAGUUCAGUUUUGAAAGUUAGCAAUGCACAACAGACACGGCUAAUGACGCAGACAUGGAGGUUGACUGCUUUUGACCAGAUUUGACCUCUCCACUGGAUUUAAAGCUGACAGACUGAUGGAAAGUCAGUGCAGAGAGAUAGCUCAGACUGGCAGAGCUGGCAUACCAGUAAGUCUGCAUACCAGCAACAUCAGUGUCUCCUGAGCCUGUGUUUGCUGCUACCAGGCUGACUGUGACCUGGAUGUGCUUCAGACUGACGUAUGACCCUGCGAACGUGUAUAUUUUCUCAAAAAUAAGAGUACACUUUGAAUUUGUUUCCCGAUUACACAGACAUUCGAUCAUCUUGAUCACUGAUCUAUGUAUCACACCAAAUGUUUCCCUCUGUAAAAACAAGCGCUUGUAAUUCAGGGUUAAAAAGUUGUAUAAAAAUAGGAAGGACUGUCUUAAAGGAUACGUUUUAUGUAUUUCCAUUUAUAGUUUGAGUUUCCAUAGGGGUGAAGAUAUAUAUAGCAAAAGCUCAUUAUUUAGUCAAACACACACACACACAUUCAGUCUUUUUUCUCUGUCCCCCUUUCUCUCUCACACACACACACAACAGCCUGCAUUUUUAUCGUGCCACAUUCUGGGCACGCACUUCAGACACAUGUCAAAUAGUGCUAUCUGUUGUUACAUACCACAGCCAACUGUCUUUGCUUUUUUUUUUAUGUGGACACAUAAAGUUGAACCAGAGGGGACAACAAUUGUUUAAGUACAAAAGCUUUAGCCUUGUUAAAGUAGAAAAUAAACGCCGUUCCUUUCCCACUGUGGAGAUGAAGUAGACAGGCAGGCAGUAGUUAUGAUCCCAGAGCCCCUGAGUCUGAAGUCAAAUGUCCUUUCUUUAUUCAGGCCUGGACAAGGUCGUAUUUGUCGAUAAAUGGUCCAUUUAGGUCCACACAGAACACAGCAGUAAGCCGGUUCCUGGUCGCACAGUUAGUGUUGUCACAUUUUGCUUCUUUUAACAUGUGAGUAAUAGUAUCCUCCGUUACAAAAAGCAUAUUUUAAUUUUCAUAUUAAUGUUUGUAAUGUAAAUGUCAAACCACAGUCCUAUGGUUGUACGCCUAUCAUGGAAAUUCAGACUCCUCCUCAUGGUAGCUGAGCUUUCAUUGACUCACAUACAUCUCAAACCUUGUCUCUCAACAAGUAAUGCACAAGUUUGCUUCUUUCUUCUGUCCUCCUAAACUUUAAGAAAUGUAUCAAUGAUUUGAAAAAAAAGAUGGAAAAUUAGCGUUUUAUAAGGAUUGUAUAUUAAAAAAAAAUGGAAAUAUUGCAUUUAUUAUAUAAUCGUAGGUCAGUCAGCUGGUCUUGAAAAGCUUUAAGAACAGUGAAUUUGAUUAACAGCUUUCAACACAAUGCCUGAAGGGGUAUAAAGUCUAAGAUUUAAUUUAUAGGAUCUUGGAUAUUUCCUUAUGCCAAUUUGGCUCUGAAACAUAGACUAUAAUCUUAUUUGCAUCAUGGGCUCUCAGGAGACUCUACUUAUCUAUACGCCAUGACUACUUUGAGGGAAGUGGACUGUUCGGGGAGGAGACUGUCAGAUUAUUUUUACAGCUUUACUGUAUCUGUAACAAACAAGGCUGCAAAAGGUGGGACUCUAAUUGGUUUUGAGAGAGAGGGUAAAUGGCCUCUUGGGCUGUCUGGAAAAAAAAGAGUAGCUCCAAUCAUGACACCUCACAGGACAGACUGAGGGGUGCUGAAAACAUUAAAGAAAGACUGAGUUCAUGAGGCCAUAAGACAAUCAUUUAUACAUUUCUACUUUGUUUUAGUAGUCCUAUUUCUGGUAACAGAUAUAGGGGGUAGCUUCACUGUGCCGACACGUUACUCUGCAGAAAUCCUAUAUCAUCCUCGUGUGAAUGAAAACAGAUGUGCUGAGUUCAGCAGCUCACGUGUAGCCGCACAGAUAUGGUCUAUUUCAGGCUUGUUUUACUGCUCUGUCUGAGGGUGUAUAAGGAGUGCAGGUUUAUUUAUUUUCUCCUGUGUCUAUCAAGUGUGUUGAGACUGUGUUGAGGACCAGCUCAGACACGGUCCUCAAGUUUGCCACUUAGACUAAAAUGCUCAAUAGUCUGGAAGUUUGAUAGGUUUAGUAAGAUUUUUUUUUGGUACUAAAUGCAUUAAACAAACUCCACACUUUCCCCCCAUCUGUCGUUUUCUCUUCCUCCAUCUCCGUCUGUCUUCCAGCAGUUUUGUACCAAGGUUUCUCACAGCCUUAGAUCAAACACAGAGGAUUAGAGUGUGAAUUGGGAGCAGGAAUAAUGAUGAAUAUAUUAAUCAUGCAAAAUCAGAGAGCGUGUGUCAUGUGUAUGGUCACCAUGGAGAUGGGAUUUAUCAAAGCUUAAGCUGCUCCGCUCACAUAAUCCAUUACGCAACUUCUCAAUCCUUUGGGGAAAAAAAAAAAAGGAAUGGUAAAGGAUGAGCAGACGAUUACCCGCAGGUCUGUUUCUUUGUCUGGUACUCUGCGUGUUUAUGUGAGCCUCUCGUCAAAACAGUCCCCAUCUAUUAUUGAUAACGUCUCUGUCUCUGUCAGGUGGGGGACAUCGUCGUGGUGAGGGAGGAUGAGACUUUUCCCUGCGACCUCAUCCUGCUCUCGUCCAGCCGCUCUGACGGGACCUGCUAUGUCACCACCACCAGCCUGGACGGGGAGUCCAGUCACAAGGUGCCAGACAGAGAGCAUGAUUUUCACUGGACAUGUUUAAAUAAACUUAAAAUCAAUGACGACCAAACAUGAAGGAUUAAUGAUUCAGGAGAACUUUAGAGGCUUAGUUUGGGGCAUUUAUAGUGUUAAAACACACUAUCCUGUGUUUUUUAAUCAACAAACCUUCAUGAAACGAAGCUUCGUGUAACAAUUUUUAAUUUGUAAAAGCCUCCUGACUAUCUUUUGGUUUAUUUAUUAAUCUAUUGAAAGCCUCAGAAAAUCUUUGCUUGUGUUUACAUGGUUUUGUGCAUGUAGUUUUUCCUUUAAUCAAGGUCCAUAUUGAAAAAAGUGAACAAAGCUCGAUGAUUAAUUUGCUGAACAGCGUGAAUUGACUAAUUAUUAACUUGAUUAGUUUGUUACAUUUAUUUUGAGCUGCUGUACAGAAUCGCUUUUUUUAUUCAUUUGCCAAUUCUUCCUUCAUUUGUCAAAGAAAUGUUUUUGAAUUAUUUUUGAUAUAAUUUUUUUCUAGUAUUUUUGAUAUCUCAAGUUUGGAUCUAAAUUAUAUUCAAGUUUUCUAUCAUGUAAAGUGAGAAAACAAACAAAUUCUGCUUUAAAAGGUCAAAAUAAGAUAUUUUUUGUUGUAUUUUUAUUAUAAAAGUCUAAUCGACUGUCAUAUCAGGUACAGAUUUUCUGUUGAUUUUCCAAACUAAGAUUGACUGAGAAUUUUGACACACAAAAAAACCUUUAUUGAGUCGUCAAAUCAGUCAGUUUGAUGCUUUUCUUUGUCAUUUGUAAAUAUUUUCAGUUAUUCAGACAGUAGAGCAUUCAUGUUUUGAAGUUUCUGAAUAAAACUGGAGGGUUUAUCAAGGAAAAUAAAGAGACAGAAGAAGAAUGAUGAGGAAAAAUGCCAAAAUGAUAUGAGCAUUAAGUCCUUAUUUUACUAGAAUUGAGUUGUGAGAGUAAUAGUUGUAUGUUUUUGAGAAAAUAGUCGAAUUAAAGAGGACGUUUUAAUGUGGCUCCAAUACUCAGCCACAGUAAGAUGUAGAUUUAUCAAAACUAAAGCGCCAUUGUUCGGUCCAUACAUUAAAAAAGGACAGAUGAGUCAUGAAGUGAUCACAGACUCAUGAAUGUUUAAUGCUGCAGGUGCCACUCCCCCUCUGAUGUUCACCGCUGUCACUCAUGCAGCCGUAUGCAUGGCCAAGCACAUACAUCACACACACACGUCCCACAGUCUAGCAUAGUGACCUCAGACAUGCCUCUGUGGCCACCCCCCUGAUGGGCUCCCCAUCCCAGCAUGCCCAUCCUGUCCUGACCUGGGGGAGCAGCUCACCUGUCACUUAGAGAAUCUGCUGGAGGCCGUCUGGAGGAGUCAGAUGAACCCUGCUCUCAUUAGUAGCUGUGGGUGACAUUUUCCUCUGUUGUCUUCUUCUUCUUCUUCUUCUUCCCCUUUUCCUUCACCUUUCUCUGUCAGACCUAUUAUGCUGUACCUGAUACCAUGGCCUUUAGAACGGAGCAGGAGGUGGACUCACUACACGCCACUAUUGAAUGUGAACAACCGCAGCCUGACCUCUACAAGUGAGUGUGACACAUGCUCACUGAUGAAUCUCUGCACACAAACUAUCAGCCUCUCAAAGACUGACCCUCCCUCGUUGCCUCCGCCUUCAUAUUUUGCUUUGACAUAUUUGCAGAUUUGUGGGACGCAUCAAUAUUUACAAGGACAAAGAAGAGCCUGUGGCGAGGUGAGUGUGCUUUUAUGAAUCACACAGGUACUUUUUCAUGUUUGGUAUUUCAAGGCCAACUCCAAUCUCUCUCUGUUAGUCAAAUAUCUUGAAUGAGUCGAUCUGUUUUAUUCUUGCAGACCACUCGGGGCUGAAAACUUGCUCCUUAGAGGAGCGACACUGAAGAACACGCAACAUAUUUAUGGUAAAACUAACAAACGAACUUAAAGCUGUGUCUCCUGGAUGUUUUCAUAGCGAAGACAGACGGAUCAGUCAUUGUUGUCUUAUUUUCUCUCCCUUCAGCUGUUGCAGUCUACACUGGUAUGGAGACCAAAAUGGCGUUAAAUUACCAGUCUAAAUCUCAGAAGCGCUCAGCUGUAGAAAAGUAAGAUAACCUUUCGAUGUCUUAAGCUCAGUUUCUCGUCACUUUCCCUGUUUCCUCUUCCUGAUCUCUACUCUGCCUCUUCACAGGUCAAUGAACGCCUUUCUCAUCGUGUAUCUUUGCAUCCUGAUCAGCAAAGCCGUGAUCAACACUGUCCUAAAAUACGCUUGGCAGUGGUCGCCCGACAGAGACGAGCCCUGGUACAACCACAGGACGGAGAACGAGCGGCAGCGUCACGUGGUCAGUUCAUCAACCGUGAACUUCAAAACACAAACCUAACACCUGAACCCUCCCCUAAAACUUCUUUGUGCGCCUCUGAUCCAGGUGAUCCGAGCAUUCACGGACUUCCUGGCCUUCAUGGUCUUAUUUAAUUACAUCAUCCCGGUGUCCAUGUACGUGACGGUGGAGAUGCAGAAAUUCCUCGGCUCAUAUUUCAUCACAUGGGAUGAGGAAAUGUUCGAUGAGGAGCUUGGAGAGGGCGCUCAGGUUAACACCUCUGACCUGAAUGAGGAGCUGGGACAGGUACGGGAUUACACACACACACACUUCCACGCUGCGUUUAAGCCCUUCGCAGAUUUGCCCUCACCUCACUCUUUUCUUUUCUCUCUUUUUCUCGCAGGUGGAGUAUGUGUUCACUGAUAAGACCGGCACUCUGACAGAGAACAACAUGGAGUUUAUUGAGUGCUGUGUCGAUGGGAACGUCUACAUCCCACAUGCCAUCUGCAACGGCCAAAUCCUCAGCGCUGCCUCCAGUAUAGACAUGAUUGAUUCUUCACCUGGAGGAUACAGGAGAGUAAGUGUGUGUGUGUGUGUGUGUGUGUGUGUGUGUCUGUGUGUGUUUGAAAAAGUAAACAGGCUUCUAAAUCCAGCCUGAAUAGACUCUUGGCUGUACUAACUGCUGCAAAUAGAGACAGAGCCAACAAAAAAGAAACUUAUGAACCAUACCUACAGAUUAGCAUGUCACAUUUUCAGACAGGUGGCUUGUUAAAGCAAUUACCUUUGACAUUUCGAUCGCAACAAAUGUCUGUUUUGCCCGUUCUCAAGGCUGAUAAACACAGUCGGGUUACAGCGUGUGGAAGUUAAUGAAAACUUUGACAUUUUCUUUUUAACACUAAAAUGUUUGCAGUUAUUUGAAAUAGGGGAAAAAGUGGUUCCGGUACAAAGAGAAGUGAUGAGCAGCAUAAUUAUGGCAACAUUGCUGGUCAUUAUUUAUAUUUAAUUGAGGCGAAACUGAUGGUACCACAAAUGACCAGUGAGAGAGAACAAGAGGAGCAAUCUUUACCAAACUUGUGAGGAUAACUUUUCUAAAAAGAUUUUUUUUUAAUCAUUAUUUUUUAUUUUUUUUAACACAGGAGAAAUUUUAAGGAAUUAAACAAAAAUAAAUAAAAUAAAAUAAAAUCAUUUUGUAUUGAGUUGAGAUUCUUAGAAGUCUAAUUCAGAAAUAUCAAACAGACUUGAAGCGUCAAACAUGUCCUGAAACGACCCUAAACUACAGAUUUGUUUCAGAAAAACGAACAUUACUCAUGAAAUCUACUGACCUUCCAAAGAUGUAGAUGAAACUGCAAAACGCCAAGGAUGAUUAAGGUGUGUCCUUGUCUCUGCAGGAACAUGAGGAUCUGUUUUUCCGGGCGCUCUGCCUGUGUCACACGGUGCAGGUGAAGGAGGAGGAGACAGUGGAUGGCAUCAAGAGGGGCAUCCACCAGGGCCGGCCCACCUCCUUCUACAUCUCCUCCUCGCCGGAUGAGGUGGCGCUGGUGGAAGGAAUGAAAAGGUAAAACACUGAACCACACAGAGGGUACAGUCUCUGUAUGUUUUAUUGGCUUCACUCUGAAUUUAUGCUAAUAAAUCAAGCCUUUUCCAUCUUUAAUGAAUAUCUUCAGGGAUUACUUUCACUUUAAGAAUAUGUUGUGAGUCCUUUGUUGUAAAUAAGUCUUUGAGGUCUAACACACAAACAAUAAAAAUUUUAAUGUCCUCCCUGCUAAUGUUCUGGCGCUGUGCCAGCCGUUAUGUUGGCAAGGCAGUUUGUUGUUGUGAUGGAGUUCUGCCAAAAUGUGAGCUCUGCAAACAAAGCACUCAAACCAGAGUUAACCAAACCGCCCUGCAACGCCACGAAACAUCACUGCGUCACUGCAACACAGUCAAUCAAAUAUUCACAUUUAUACUUGGACUAGUUGCAAACUUUGACAGAUGACAUGAAAACUUAUUGAGUUUUCACGCAGCAGCCAAUUUGUGGGUGCUGCCAUCUUGUGUAGCUGCCAGGAGUGCUCUGGCAACUGCUGUGUGCUGGCUGUGACAGCAGCAGAGAGAUAGAAGGAUUAAAUAUUCUUGAAGAACUUCUCAGUGAAUCUAUGACCCUGUUCACACCUACCGUUUACACCAGAUCUGGGUGAUCUGACUGCGAGUGACAAGUUUUAACCUCAUAUGUGAACACUCAUAAAUGUGUGCAGAGAUCUGAUCACUGAGUCCGCAUACUGAAGUGGUCCGGGAGGUGUUUGUCCUGGUAGUGUGUACACUCAUGAGUGCUGGUCCACUCUACUGUAUCCACAGCAACAAUCACUUAAAGCCCGGUUUACACUAACAAAGAAAGCGAUUCAAUUAGGGCUGGGUGAUAUGGCCUCAAAUCAAUAUCACCAUAUAUUGAACAGUUCACCUCGAUAACGAUAAAUGGACGAUAACUACUCCACAAGCUGCUCACCUCCCUCCACAUUAACUACUUCAGCCGCCGCUCCAGCUGCUACAUCUUUUGUACCGUCCUCCGUCUCCUCACCUGUCUUUCCCUCUUUGUUAUGGACCGGAUGGGGUGGAGUCAUGUAGGACAGCGUCUUAAAGGGACAUGAGACCAUAGCCCACCUACACACAUCCAAAACCAGCUUUGAUUUAUUUAUUUUUUUGACACUGAAUAUACCGAUAUGGGCAACAUAUUAUCGGUUAUUGUUGUAAAUUUCAGUAUCGGUAAAUUUUUGGUUUAUCGUCCAGCCCUACCUUCAAUAGUGUUCGUUUAGAGACUAGAUUAGAUUAGAUUCAACCUUAUUUCUCUUUUUUAGAAGGUUCCCUCAAGAAGAGUAAAACACCAGUAGCAUAUUUGCAGAAAAGAAAAAAAGAAUGAUCAGAUAUACAAUAUAUAUAAAGAAUAAAGAUAAUACAUCUCCAGUGAGAGAGCAAGACGCAUCACUAGAGACCCAAGGUUAAUGCAGGAUGUCAGUGCUUGUACAUAAGGCUGGUGACUUGGGUCCAGAUCACUGAAAACCAGAUCAGUGUUGAUGCAAAGUCUGAACAGUCUGUGAGCAUAAUGUCCACUCUUAUACAGAGGAUAUCUUCAUGAGGGAAUGACUGGUUGGGCUACAGAGUGUGUGAUGGGAACAGUAGAUGAUAUGAUUAUCCAGAGUUUUUGCGUAAAUAAUAGCUUUUAAAAGUUUUUCAUUGUCUGGAGCAACAUUUGCACUAGGGCUGGGCGAUAUGGCCUCAAAUCAGUAUCAUGAUAUAUUGAAAAAACAACUUUUAUUUAUUUAUUUUUGACACUGAAUAUAUUGACAUGGGCAAAAUGAUGUUGGUUAUUGUCGCAAAUUUUGGUAGCGGUUAAUCUUCGGUUUAUCACACAGGCCUAAUUUGCACCAUAAGACAAACGGAUAAUCAGAAUUUUGUUCUAUAAUAUAAAACCAUGUUAGACUUAUAGUUCAAAUCACCUAUUUACAAGGUGCCACUUUAACAUAUUGCUUUUACAGAUGUGAGACACUGUAAUAAGAGUGUCUGUAUACUGUAUCUGUCAAAAACCUUUAGCCUUUCCAUGUGUGAUGAUAAUACUGUUACACUGACUGGACAUGGGUCCUCUCUGUUGAAUUUAUAUUAAUCCCUUUUAUCUCCUCCCCCUGUCUUGUUGUCAGGCUGGGCUACACUUAUCUGAGGCUGAGAGACAACUACAUGGAGAUCCUCAACAAAGACGAUGAGAUUGAAAGGUUGGUCCGUUGCGGUUACACCACAGGGGAUAAGAUAGGAGUAAUUCAGCUGAUGGAGUUGUGGUCAUACAUCAGCUGCCUGCAGAGAAACCGCACUCAGUUUGUGUUACGUUUUCAGUCCACACACACACACACGCACACACACAAAAACCUACAACCUCAAAAGAGUGGGCAGCGGGUUGUUUUUAGAAAGUGCUCGAUCAGAUCAAAAUGCUCCGACCGAUCUGCGAGAAUGAAAGGCAGCGAGAAUCCAUUAGAGAGCAGGGUUUGUGGAGAGGGUCUAAUGUCUGAUCCGUGGGAAGUGUUCAUAUGACCAGCCUCUCUCUCCAUCACUCUCUGCAGCAGCCUGUCAAUAGUGAGCUAUUUUAGAGAGGCAGGGGAGCAGGCGAGGAGGAGGAGGAGGAGGAGGGAGGAAGGGGGAGGGGUGGAGGUUAUCCAGCAGAUUGGAGGGAAUGGAAAGGCAGAAGGUUGGAGGGUAUUUCCACGCAGUUCGUUUUUAACCAUUGAGAAGGGAUGUGGAUCUUUUGUCCCUUUGCCACUGAAUCUCUGAACACGGGUGUUGUUGUUCACCAUUUAGAGGAGCUGAGGAAUCUUUUUUCAGCAGUUCAAAUGAGAACUGGAGGAGGGUUUUUAGUUUAAAUGUGGAUUUAAUGAAACUCAAAGAGGCACUUUAAGCUGGACCUGUCCUAGAAUUUCAAGUGUACAUCAAGAAACAACAACAUGAAACACAAUUAACCACCAGUGUGGCGGAGAUGCGUAUCCAAGGACCCUCUUUGUUGUGUAAAUAGCAGGUGCCCUUAAAAACUAAAUUAAACCCUGAAGUAUAUUUUCCUCUUCAGGUCAGGGGAACAGAGCUUUCAUAAACAGAAGAUGGGCUCUUAUUAGAAGUGUACAAUAAAAUGAGCUAAAAAGGACUUGUUGAGCGUAGUUUGCACGACUUGAUAGAAAAUAGCAAAGAAGGUGUUUUUUAUUGAAAUAUUUUGUGCAUUCAUUAAAAUUCAAACAUCGAUAGUUUAAAAAACUUGCUAUUAGAGGUUUUAAAGGGCUUGCUCCCUUCACCAUUACAUGAAUAACAUUGUACAGAAAAUACAUAAUAUGGAUCUAUAACAUAACAUAACAUAACAUAACAUAACACAAUAACAUAAAACAUCUAUAACACAAUAUGUCAUUUUUUUAAGCCAAAGAGUUUGUAGAUUUGUUUUGUUUGCGCUCUUUAGAAGAGUCCUGUUAAUGACAAGUUUGUUAUCUCUUUGUGAAAGUACCUUUUUUAAGUCAACAGAUGAAGUUCAGCAUCAAAAAUUACACAGAAAGCACAAAGACCUCCUUCACACCAAUCCUUUCUGUGUCUCAGGUUCGAGCUGCUCCAUGUCCUGAACUUCGACUCCGUCAGAAGGAGGAUGAGCGUCAUCGUCAAGUCAAGCUCAGGUGAGAUGACGCUCACGCACAGAGGCCACAGCAGGCGUCAGUGACAGGUUGAAGAUUUGAUUUAUGAGUGUUCGCCGGUUAAUUAAUUUGUUUGCGAUAUUUCAGGAGAAUACCUGCUGUUCUGUAAAGGAGCAGACUCCUCCAUUUUUCCUCGGGUGGUGUCGGGGAAGGUGGAGCAGGUGAAAGCCCGGGUGGAGCAGAAUGCUGUGGUAAGUGCACAGUCUGACUGUUACGUGCAUUGUUUAGACUUUGAGGUUUUAUGACACUUUUUAGGUGUUUUUGUAAAAUAUCUUUAUUCUCUUAAGCUUUUAAAAGAAAUUGAAAAUAGGAAAGAAUAAACGGAACUGACCACAAGGACUGAAACGCUCCAGAAAAGAUUUGAUUUGUUGAAAAUCUGACAGCAUAAAAAGUUUAGUUACAAGUAUUGUUUGAUGAAAUUUUAAGUAUCAGCUGCUCUUAACGACAAAUCUCAAUCUUGAUUUUUGCAAAAGAGGAUCACUUUGACCACACUGCAAUGCUCCUUAGCUCUUUGUAGUAUUUUAGUUUCUUUUAGAUGCUUGUUUUGGUUGUUUUAACUGAUAAGGAAUUAUCUCUCUGGUUUGGCUCAGCAUGUCAUAAUAAACAGACAUACUAUAGUUCGUGACCUAAGCUGCAGGAUACAGAAUAGAUGCUGAGAUUUCUGUACAUCUGUUACUUGAGUGUUGGCUCUUACAUGAGCGUCAAAAUCUUUACAAGGUGAUCAUUUGUCAGUUUUGUGCUUACAGUUUGUUUAAAUGCUCUAAUAUUGCCAAAAAAUGAAUUCUCAGAAGUACCAGUUUUUCCCUUUAAACCGUAAUGGUUAAACUGAAUCAUCUUGCAUUAGUUCACAUGAUGUGUGGCAGCUGCAUAUCAAAGUUACACUCUCUCUUCUUCACUGUGUCACAGGAGGGGCUGAGGACUCUGUGUGUCGCGUAUCGACGGCUGUCAGAGACCGAAUACGAGGAGGUUUGUCAUCACCUGAACGAAGCCAAGCUGGCCCUGCAGGACAGGGAGCAGAGGCUGGCACAGGCCUAUGACAUCAUCGAGAGGGACUUUGUGCUUUUGGGCGCUACGGCAGUGGAGGACAGGUUGGUGGCCGUGCGGAGAAAGAGGGGGGAGCAAAGGGGGGAGGGAAAGAUUUAAAAACAGAGCAGCAGCAGCAGCAGGGGAGACGAGGGAAGAUUAAUGAGUCAUGAAGUCGCCUUCAAAGUCCCAUAAUGACUCAUGAGGGCAGAAAAGAUUUAGUCUGAGCCCUAAUAGGUGACUUUCUUCUUCUACUGCUGCGCUAUUUUGUUUCCUCUCCUGCAGUUUAUUCUCCGCUCUGUUAAUUUAUUCACUGUUUUCAUGCUGCAACAAGGUAGAUUUCAGUAUUGAUCUGUAAAGGUAGUUUUCCCUUACUGAUCGAUCCGCCGCCUGACAGUUUGCCUUUCAAGUAGAUAAACUGGUGAUAGGCAGGGACCAGGGUGGUCAAGCAUUGAUAACUUAUCACCCGUUGGUAAUUGAUCAGUUGAAGUUUUGACAGAUGCUUUUACGGUACCCAGCGGAGGCUGAAACACUUAUUGACUUAUCGACACGCAGGCUCCAGGAGAAAGCUGCAGACACCAUCGAGUCGCUGCACAAGGCGGGGAUGAAAGUUUGGGUCCUGACGGGGGACAAGAUGGAGACGGCGGCUGCGACCUGUUAUGCCAGCAAGCUGUUUCGCCGAAGCACCCAGAUCCUAGAGCUGACCAAGAAACGCACAGAGGAGCAGAGUCUGCACGACGUUCUGUUUGAGCUGAACAGGACUGUUCUCAGACAACGCUCGAUUUCAGGGUACGAGUAGGAAAACAGAUUUAUCUGCUUAUUCUUUUCCAAGUUAAGUACAUCAAGAAAUAGUGGGGGGGGGGGACUCCAAAAUAUUUGAUAUUGUUAAAGAAAAAGCUGCAAAAAGAACAAUAUAAGCUUUAUUUUCUUUUCAAAAUUACUUAAAACCUCCUUUGACAGUUUGCCAAAAUUGCUGGCAAUUGACUGAUCUCUAAUCCAGAUACUGGCCGCAGCUCUACAGUGUGAAUCUGCCCGCUAAAUAACUUGGAUCCACAUAUCAAUAACUUCUAAUUACAUUUGCACCUCACAUCUAAUUAAAACUGGGAAUCUCAUGCCUGUGGUCCUCUGUAAUGGGUUGUGUAAAAUCUCCGUCCUGAUUGGUCCGUGAUACUCUUUUCCAGGUUGUCGGUAGACUGCCUUGAUUUCGGUCUGAUCAUCGACGGGGCCACUCUGUCAGCAGUCCUGAAGCCCAACCAGGAGGGAGCCGGGCCGGGAAACUACAGAGAGAUUUUUCUAGAGAUCUGUCGCAACUGUAGCGCCGUGCUCUGCUGUCGCAUGGCACCGCUGCAGAAAGCACAGGUGAGAGAAGUGCAUCUAAUUUUACAGAUUUCACUCCAGGCACAAUCCUGAGUGACAUCAGUGGUGGUGACUGUAACGGGGGUUUUGUUUCUGCAGAUUGUGAAGCUAAUUAAAGCCUCCAAGGAGCACCCCAUAACCCUUGCCAUCGGUGAUGGCGCCAACGAUGUCAGCAUGAUCUUGGAAGCACAUGUGGGGAUUGGUGAGCUCAUUUUAACACCAUAAUUAGGGACUUUGACGAAUCAUCCCUAAAUAUAAAGAAGACUGAAUGUUUAACACCUUGACUGAUGCUGACAUUUCAAAGUAAAACAAAUCUGAUGAGGUGAAUCAGUGUUUUUAUAUAAACUAAAAGGCUUCAUAUACAUAAAUCACCAUUUUUGGCAAGAUUCUCUUAAUUUUCUAAAAAUACGCGCCAAGUAACAAUUUUGAACACUUUUCAGAAAAGUUUUAAUAGAUUUCUCAAAAAGUGUUUAACUAUGGUAAAUAAAUAGCCUGUAAAUAAUAAUAAUAGCUUUAUUUUUAUAGUACUUUUAAAAACAGAAGUUUACAAAAUGCUUUGACAAAAAGUCAUACAGUACAGAGAAUCAGCACAUGGACAUAAAAACAAAUAAACACAAAAGCUCAGUUAGAACAAGGCCUCUGAUCUGACAGCCAGUUUUAUUUGUCAUGAGGAACCCAGACAAUACAAGAACCCAUCAACAUAAAAUGAGACCAUGAGGUACAAAAUAAAAACAUAAAAUAUGUGAGAAGAAGAAAUGUAACUAGAAAAUGCAAUUUCUGAAGAAAUUGCGAGUGGGAUUGCUUCAGUUGAAAUUGCUAUCGCUAAGCUGCUAUUGCGAAUGGCUGAAUUUUAAAAAUUAGUGAAAGGUCAAAAGGUAUGAAGUAUCAGGAAGAUUUGAAUCAGUUUGAAUAAACUCUGUUGAAUGAAUUGAAUAAUGCAUGAAUAAUAAUUUUAAAAAUUCAACAUGUGAAAAUUAAAAUGAUUAAAAACCCUGAAGUAUGGGAAAGGCUUGAAGAAUCAAUAAGGUUUGAAUCAGUUCAAAUGAGUUGAAAUUUGCUUGAAAGAACUGAAUAAUGCAUGAAGAGUAAAAAAUAUUUAAAACUGGAAAAUUAAAAGGUUACAAAUCUAGAAGAAAAAGAGGUUUGAAGAAUCAAAACGGUUUAAAUCAGUUUGAAGAACUAAAUUAUGCAUUUUCAAUGAAUGAUUGAAAAAUGGGGACAAUGUAAAUGAAUAAAAAUCCUGAUUAGACCCCAUAAGGUUUUAAAUGUUACCCUCAGAACUCUGUGUACUGAGCCUGGCUUCAUGUGUCUCAUAUGGCUGUUAGAAGCAGCUUUCCAGCCAGCUGUGUGUCUCCAGGUGCUGCCUUUGGUUGCCAUGGUGAUGAUAGAUGCUUAACAACAGCAGGAGAAAGGAGGCUUGAGGCUGAGAACGUAAUGCCCAAACAACGUCAUAUUUCUCAUCCUCUGUAACUGCUAUCUCCAUGAUAAGGAGCUUGUGGGAACCACAAGACCCGGCUGAACACGUUGAUACAACUUCUGUGUCUGUGGAGCCAAAAAUGCCUUCACUACGACGAGUUAAAAACAUGUCCAGUUUGUGUUUCCUCUGAAAAUCCUCCUCUCAGGUUUAUAUUGGAGUCAAUGGAGAAGGCUGGAGAAAUCUGGGGGAUGUCUGCGGCAGUUGGUGUCUGCCCAGGCCACUGUGUGUGUCCUAUGGCUUUGAUUUUUGAGAUGAAGAGUGACAGCAAGUUUUGCCAUCACUGUACCAAUUUUUAUCUGUGUAGAGCGAAGUGAGUUGCCACAAUCCUUUUGUAAAGACAAAGUUUUGAGGAUCAAUUUUCAGCCCCUCUCACUCUAGCUGUGAGGUCACCCACUCUAGCGGCCAACAUUCCGUGCAAUACACACUAAUGUUAAAACCUGAACAGGUCUGAAAAUCUUUGGACUUUUUGAACUGUCACUGUGAGAAAAGUAUGAAUGCCAUGAAGAUGGUGAAUGAAUGAGUGAAUGUCUAAAGAUGUGUGAAUAUUUAAAAGUUUGAAUGAAGUUUCUAGGUGAAAGUGUGAAUGAAUGAGAAGAGGUUGAAGUUGACUACGUCUGAAGCCCUUUUCCCAUUGACUGCCAUUAUAACGAAGUUUUAAACAAAUCUUAAUAUUUUGAAAAGUACAAAUGGGAGUAAAAAUGUUGAAGAUGUGGAAUAAUGCUGACGAAUUUGUGAAUAUUUUGGUUUUUGAAUGAAGUUUCUACGUGGAAGUAUAGCGGAGUUGAAGGCUUUUGAAGUUUGAAGCCAAUUUGAACAUUCCGUAAUGCAUUUCUAAUGGGAGAAAUCGGUCGGAAAACCUGGAAUAUCUCGGAAAGUGUGAAUGUUAGGAAAAUUUUGAAUACACCCCUGAAUGUCCUCAAUGAGAUGAAUCUUUUGAAGUUUGAAUGGUUUGAAUACGUUGAAGUAUGUGGAAGUAGUUAGGGCACAAAAAACGGUGGAAUAAGAAGAAGAAACGGAAUAAUAAUAAAGAUAGGUAAGAAAAGGAAAUGUAAUAAAAAAGGGGGGUUGAAAGCAGAAAACAGGAUAGUAAACAUGAAAAGACGAUAUUGAUAAUGAUGAUAAAAUAAUAACAAAAUAAUAAUGGUAAGAUAAAGUAGAAUUAAUGUUAGAUAUAUAAUAUGUUAGAUACUCUAUAUACUCAGCAUAGAUGUUAAACAGCAUUUAUUCCUACAAUCCAAUAUUUGCUCACCUGUAUCAUUAAAACAUGAGCAAGUCUUUACUUGUCAUUUAUAUGUUGAGUUCAGUGAAAGCUACUUUUUCAUGUUACAUUUCGGCCCUUUAACAUUUAUGACUUUAACAGCCUCUUUCUCUCCCUGAAGGCAUCAUGGGUAAAGAAGGCCGACAGGCAGCAAGAAACAGCGACUACGCCAUCCCAAAGUUCAAACACCUGAAGAAGAUGCUCCUCGUUCAUGGCCACUACUACUACAUCCGAAUAGCUGAACUUGUUCAGUACUUUUUCUACAAGGUAAAAGACGAAUGCCUUCCUCUGUCCGCCACCGUCUCACUUAUUUUAAUCACUUUAUCGUAAUUCCCAGUGAGACACUGAGUUACAAAGAACCAGAUUUUGCAGCGACUCUGACAGAUUACCGGAUUCAUGAAUCCCCGGUGUAACAUUCUCUCCUGGAUUCAUAGCUACGACGAUCAGUGUGGGCGGCUUCUACAGCAAGCAGUGCACUGCCAACUGAUUCAUUAUUUCUUUUUGGCAGGCCAGCUCUUUACAGCCCACUCAGUCAGCUUAUAGCACCCAAGCUCUGCGUAAACAGGAAUGUGUAGAUAGUAGCAUUUUUAGAUUCUCCAAAUCUCUUUGCGUGUACUUGUCACAAGCUCAUCACUUUCUCUGUUUGUUUGUUUUCUUCUUUUAAAUCUUUCCAGAAUGUAUGCUUCAUCUUCCCUCAGUUCCUCUACCAGUUCUUCUGUGGGUUCUCCCAGCAGGUCAGUCUUAUUUACUUGAGGAGCUUCAUUCAUCAGUCAGUGCAUUUCAGUAUUUUCGGUAAAAGACCUUCUUUGGUUUUCAUGUCAUCAACAGAUACUGAUUUUUUUUAAUCAGUGAGUUGUCUGAUUUGUUCGUGCAACUCGAAAAUGUUGUUCCUAAUCGUUAACAUUCAAGCUGAAACAAAAAAACUACAUGAAACCACAGUCAUGCUAUCUGCUCAGCAACAAACUUCAAACAGACAAGGCUAAUGUCUGUCUGAGCUUUUAGCAGGUGAAAUGUAAGAUUAUAUAUUUAUAUUUGGACAAAGUGGUGCAGACCAAAGCAGAGCCAAAAUACAGAAUUGAAGUUGUUUCUAAUUUUAAUGUUUGCCGUGUUUGACUGUCUGAAAUGCUUUUGUCCCUCUGCAGCCUCUGUACGACACCGCCUAUUUGACGUUGUACAACAUCAGCUUCACCUCACUCCCCAUCCUCCUCUACAGCCUAGUUGAGCAGCACGUCACCAUGGAAACACUAAAGCGGGAGCCCUCUUUGUACAGGUGAGAAAAAAAACUCUUACAACUUUUCGUGAGCUUUUAUGAUACGACUGCAUGAUUUUUUUUAUUGUUGCUUAUCUGACCUGUCUUUCCUUAAAGGGACAUUGCAAAGAACUCCCUCCUCCGCUGGCCUGUCUUCCUCUACUGGACGUGCCUGGGUGUGUUUGACGCUGUAAUCUUCUUCUUUGGUGCCUACUUUCUGUUUGACAACACCACCUUCACCAGCAACGGCCAGGUGAGCUCCUGUUUCAACACUUCAUCUAAAAAAAGAAACAGUAAUCAGCACUUUGUGGGGUGUUGUACGUGUCUGGUAGAGAAAUCACAAGAAGAUAACUGUUCAAGUUUGCAUCUUCUGUAAAAACACGCAUCCAUCUCCAUUGGAUUCUCAUGAAAGAGGAGUUAAGUGUUACCUUUGUGGUCAUGUUUUUGUCAUUAUCGAUCUGUAACAGUAAGGUUUUUGUCCCAGGCCCCUCAUAGGUCAGCAACAUUGGAUCUCCAUCCAUAUCGACAACGCAAUAGCAUCUUUCUCUGUAUCGUUAAUUUGUAUCAUGUCAACUGUUUUUGAUUGCCUUUGGUCUUGUUUUUUAAGUUAAACAUCUUGAUAUUCAUUUUACCCUUUGUCCUGAUUCUUUUCUCUUCUUCUUCCCCUCCUUCUCUCUGCUUCCUUUUAUUUAUUUUGCUUCUUUUUCUCUCUCUUUCUCCUCUUCUUCGUCCUCAGCUUAUGACCACCAACACACAGAUGGUAAGCCUGUCUCCCUCCCUGUCAGCUCUCUCUGUCUUUCACGCUUUUUUUAGUUCCUGUCGUACCGUUUAAGCUUUCAGUUUGACCGUCUCAUCCAGUUUCAUCCCUUCUCACUUCGCAUCAUUCAUGCACUUUCAUUUGAAUGUGUAGUUUCUUAGUGCUCCAUUAUUCCCCCUAAGCUCUGUAAAGCUCUGAAUCUUGCACAGUACCUGAUCCUAACAGCUCCACUGACAUGGUAGAAACCUUAGAUGCUCCCCCACAUUCUCCUGUGUGUUUGCUGUGGUAGUGAGUAGUUUAAUGCUAGUAUGUGCAGUAGAUUAAGAUCCAACAUCUGUUUGUUGUUCUGUCUAAUGUCUCUGUGCAUUUGUGUGUAUUUGUACGUCCAUGUUUAUGUGCCAGCAGUUCUUUGGGGCCAUUUUUAUUUUACUGUUUUAGCCUCUGAGGGGCUACUUGAGUUUUUCUCACUCUGUAGUCGUUUAAGCAAAUUCACAGAAGGCUUGUGCACCUUUUGCAUUCACGAAAUCAAAUGAGACAAAAAGGAAGGUCCUGGUAGGGCUGAGCGAUAAACCGAAAACUUAUAGAUACCGAAAUUUACUACAAUAACUGAUAUCCUUUUGCCCAUCUCGAUAUAUUCUGUCAAUAAAUAAAUAAAUAAAAGUUGGUUUUGGAUGUGUGUAGGUAGGUUAUGGUCUCAUGUCCCUUUAAGACGCCGUCCUACGUCAGAGACAUGAUUCCACCCCAACCAGUCCAUAAGAAAGAGGGAGAGACAGGUGAGGAGAUGGAGGAUGGUUCAAAAGUUGUAGUGGCUGGAGUGGCGGCUGAAGUAGACGAAGCAGCUAUCAUUAUUGAAGUGAACUGCUAAAUAUAUCAUGAUAUUGAUAUGAGGCCAUAUCGCCCAGCCCUAGAUCCUGGUUCUUAAAACAUCCCAAAGUGGUGAGAUGCAAUCUAAACUGCACUGCGGCAGCUUUGUGGCGCUUUGGUGACAUUCCUGUAUCGACCCAAAUACAGGACGGGGUCUUUUACCUUGAAUUACCUCUAAAAAGUGAGAUCCUCCCAUUCUACUCUGGGCGUGGUAAUUAAAAGCUGAUUUUCAUUAACAACAGUAGACAGUGUCCCUUAGCUGCAAAGUGAGUGUUCCUUUAACGAUAGAGGCCAGCUGUCACUCAGCGGUACAGAUGGAGGGACGCGGUGAUCACCUGGAACAAAGUGGCUCAAAAGAAGGCCAAACAAAGAGGACGGUUAUCAGUGCUGGAGAGUCAGCCAAGAAAUGUGGUGUCACAGAGUUUAAUGUCCAGAGAUGGUGGACACAAAAAGAUUGUCUUAGAAUAUAUGUAUGAAUAUGUUACAGGAAAACAAAGGAGCAGAUGUUACAUAGUUUAAAACCAAUACAAAAGUCCUGUUGAAUAUAAUCCAGAUCUAAUUCACAAACAACCACAAAGAAUCAGAUUGAAAGUAUGAGUCUCUUUUUAUGACAAUCCAAUCUACAUGUGGCUUAAGACAUUCAAAUCUCUGUAAUCUCCUUGCUUGUAAAUAAUAUUUGAUAUUAUCUCAUUAUAAUGAUCAGGUUUAUACUGGUCUGGGGUUAAAACCAUGGCACAAAGGGACCCUCGUUUUGUUUUAUUCUGCAAAGCAUCAUCGGAGAGAUAAAGAUGUGUCACCAUCAAAAGGUAUAGACAAAACUAGCGUAAUUUUACAAGUUCUGUCUUCGCUAUAACCUUAAAAAAAAGAGAGCGUCUCCCUCCUCUCAUCAUCUAUUCUAGUACCAUAAAAUUCAACUCUGGGGCACAAGUUUUGCCAGUUGUUCAAGUUACCUCAUGCCAGUCCUUAACUGUUGGGUUCAAAUCCAACCUGCCAUCCUCUGCCUCUUGUUACUGUCCUGUUCUCUAAGUAAAGGCGUAACCUCCCUGGAAAUAAAGGACAAUUACACCCUGUAGGUAUGCAAGCUCAGCUCUUGCUGCAACAAAAAAAAAUUGUGUAAACUUUAUUAGCAUUACUGGACUGGAAUACAAGUUGGCCCUUCAUGCUUUGUUGAUCAGAUCAUAAGAAGAGGCAGAAACUGUGCAAGCACUGCACGGUUUAUUUGAGGCCACAAUCCAGUCUUUGUGAAUUCGUCUUCCUGUCUUCUGAUAUAACACGAUCAAACAAAAACCAGGAUAGGACACUUCCUGUUUUGCUUAAUAGAUAAAGGAAGUGAAUCAAAAAUAGAUGCACUGGUACCUAAAACCAGCUGUGGUUAUUACAUAAAUUCCACAAUUUCUUCAUCUUGAUCAGUUUCCCCCACUUCCCUGCUCCCUCUUUCAUCAUAUCCCUCCCAGCCCUUACCCCAUCUGUUCUCUCCUGAUGUCUGCUUAAACCUUUCUAGGAUUACAGGAGGUAGAAACAUUGGAUUGUUUAUUGUACGUUGCCCCAAAGCUUUAAAAAAAAAAAAGUCCUAGAAAAUACUCGUCCCAUCUCAGACCUGAUUCUGGGGGCGUUUGUUCCCUCCUUUUUUGUGCUCGUGUGGCACAGGGGCGUGUGGAGCUGAGUGAUUGAUGCAGCCACUAACCUAAUCCCUGUCUGUCUCUCUUCUCUCACAGAUGUUUGGGAACUGGACCUUCGGGACUCUGGUCUUCACUGUGCUGGUGUUCACCGUCACGCUGAAGGUGCGUGGGCUCAUGUCACUCAGGCCUGUUGUGUUGCAUAAUCUCUCCAGUUGGACCAGUUCAUGUCCGCUGCACGUGCGCCCAAUUGUAAGCGUGGAUGAGCUGCGGGCGCACAGUGUUAACUAGCAUGUUACAUAAACGUAUCGACUACACAGGCCGUCCAGUUUGCACAUCAGUAAAUCCUGAAGGCAAAGUCAUUGACUACAUUGACUGGUUGAGUGUUUACUCGGUACAUAUUUGUGUUUGUUUCCAGCUCGCCUUGGACACACACCACUGGACCUGGAUCAAUCACUUUGUCAUCUGGGGGUCGUUACUUUUCUACGUUAUUUUUUCUCUUCUCUGGGGAGGCAUCAUUUGGUAGAGUAUAAUUAGUUUUUUAUGCAUUCGAAACCUUCACUUUAAGGGGGCCAUUUCUGGAAAAAUUAACCUUUUCUUUAUGCGUUUCCCAGGCCCUUCCUGAACUAUCAGAGGAUGUACUACGUGUUCAUGCAGAUGCUGUCCAGUGGUCCGGCCUGGCUCAGCAUCAUCCUGCUCAUUACGGUCAGCUUGCUGCCAGAUGUCAUUAAGAAGGUCCUCUGCAGGGCUGUUUGUCCCUCAGCCACUGAACGUGCACAGGUGAGACCCUGGCCCCAAGCUCUCAGAGAAGCCAAGGCUUUAGACUGUCAGCAAAAUAGAUACGGACAAGCGCACCUUCUGCAAAUAAAUUGAGUUUGUUUGGGAUCCAAAGAGACAGACUAAUGACAAGAAAACUUCAAGAGCUUGUUUUUAAUCUGCUGCCAUUAUAAAGUCAUUAGGAAGGACAGAAAUGUUUUCUUGUGAUUUUUAUCUCUUAAAUUAUUUUACUUUUAGGGCUUGUUUUUUCUGAAGUCAUUUUUGAUGGCUUUAACAGAACGCUUUGCUAAAAACAUUAACCAAAGACUAAUAAUGCAUCUCAAUGUUUAUGAAAAUAGAGUUUUUAUCUUUCACAGUACAGUGCCUCUCAGCUCUCACGCUGAAACGACUCGAUUGAGUUAGAGUUUUCUCAAAUCCUUGUUGAUGCUUAAACUGCCAAUCUAUUCCCCUCUGUUAACCAACCAGGGAGACCAUUAGGAUCCCUAAUAGCUUUGAGCAACAGUGUGAUUUCAAAUGACUUCCUGUUCCCCACGGCUUAAGCCUCACUUACCUGCAAAGCAAACGUCUCCACAAAUGGAAAAAUUGAAGUGAAGCUCUGACAGUUCUCUUCUUGCUGUGCUCUCUCUUUUCUUUUCCCCCUCUCACUGCACCCUAAUGGACCACCGUAAUCCCAAUUCACACCACUGUUUCCCUCUCUUUCCCUCCUUUUCUCCUCUAUCACCUGCUUUUCUUCACUCUUUUUUCCUCCUACCUUUUCUUUAACUUUUUCUGUUUCCUCUCUUCUCUUGUCCCCCCCUCUGCUCCUGUGUGCCUGUCACUCUGCCCACCUGCACUUGCUUGUCUUUCGGGAUAACUGCAGUCCUCUCGCCCGUGCCUUACUGUGGAGCCGUCCACCAUCUUCAUGCUUUCUCAGUCCUCCAGCAGAAUGAGUUUCUGAUUGGCCCAGAGAGACGAGAGAGGAGCAGGAAGAGGAGGUGACUCUCUUUUUAAGCUCUCGUCUCUGUAUGCAUGGUGGCAUGUCCCAGUGUAAACUACUCACCACACAUUGACUAAUGUGAAACUAACAAACAGCUCGCUAUUAAUAACAUCAGUACGCAGUGUUUGGUUUAAAUUGUCAGAUUUAUAUUUCAUCUUCCAAAACCAUUUCUCUGCAUCUGUUUGGUGAACCUUCAUAUAUUUUCCUCAGUAUCGUAUAUUUGCUGUCAAUGAAGUGGAAAUGCAGGCAUUAAACCAUGUUUUUAUCACGCCAUUCAUCUCAUCACCUUGUUAAAUUUGUCAGAAACACUUUAGGCAAAGUGUCUGAUUUAAAGAAUGAAGAUUCAAUUGAAGGGUUUUUUUAUAACUGCGUUAUAGUUUUCUACUUAAAAUAUUUGAUAUUUGAAUUUCAUAUUCUCUGUACUUUGGCUGACAAAGAGGAUGUUUGAACUGUGACUAAAAAUGUCACAUUUUUAUCACAGUUUUUAACACACAGAAUCACACAUAAGUUAUAAAGUGAACUAGGGCUGGGCGAUUCGGGAAAAAGUUUAUGACGAUAUACUUUUGUCAUAUCAGUCGAUACCGAUAUAUAUCUCAAUAUAAAAAAUGAAAUGUAACAGUGCUUAUUGGUAGCAUGUUUUUUGCAAUACAAUAAGCUAAUGCAUCUGUGAGGUCUUUGUGUCUCUUCAACGUUUUGUUGUAAGGCGUUGCGCUAAAGAAAGCAGACUGAAUGGUCGGCUGUUUCGGCUGCAAAGGCGCCAUGGGCUCCUUGCUUCGCUUGGGGUUCGUAAGCUCUUGCAUUGCGCCUGCUCUGCUGUGUGUCACUGCUUCAGGUGGUGAAAAAGAUUUGAGGUAUUCUCCGACUUAACAAGAACACGUACUCAACAGAAUUUGCAGUGCACAUUACUCUGCGUCAUGUCCAACCUCAAAAAACCUCCACACCACCGAUGUUUUCGUGCCAGUGUUGUCAACGAUGUCAUCAUCUGUUGAGCCUUCAUCUGCAUUUCUGCCGGUGGUAGCACUCAUUUUCUUUUUUUCUCACCAACAGUAGUGUUGGCUUCACCUGUUACAGUGCAAUGGUUGCGUGUAGCUACAGUCUGCUACUACAUAGUUGUUUGCUAAUUGGUUCUAAUUCAGCACGAUAAGUUCUGCAUGAAGCGGACCCGGAGCAACUCCCCUUUUAAAUUGGCUAUUCCAAUGGUCUACCAAAACAUGGUAGUUUGCCAACUAUCAAAAAGCAUAUUGACCAUGUUUUAUAUUGAUAUUGAUAUUGAGGGAAAUUAAUUUUCGAUAUGUAUCGAUAUCAUUUUAUCGCCCAGCCCUAAAGUGAACUUUUGAGCUACAUUCAGGUUUGUGACCCACCAUCAGACCUGUUAGAUCAACACUAUCAAUUUAUUCGAUACACUACAAAAUAUUAAAAGAUUUUUUUUAUAUAUAUAUUGUAAGUUUUAAGUUUUGAUCUUUUGACAUGGACUAAAAACUGCAAAAUAGCCCUUUCAAGUGUGCUUACCAAACAAACUGUAAAGUCAGUUUAUCAGAAAAAUGACAAACGAUUUAAACAGACUCCUUUUUUUAACCAUCACCCGCAGAGGGUGAGGACAGCAGGAGCCCUUGAGGUCUGUGUGGCCCCCGGCUCUGCUGCUGGUGGAGGGGGAGACAAUGAGAGGGAUCGGCUCCACACUGAUAGGACCUGUGAGGGAGAGAGUGGAGACAAAGCUGCUAAGACCUAUGACUCCAUGAUGUCAAACAGCCACAGCACCCAACCCAGCAAACCCUAGAGUACAACCCCACCCCUCCCUAGUUGGGCUAGGGUCACCAUGGUAACAGCACACAGAGGGCGUUGUCAGAGGGGGUCAGGUUGUUAAUGCCACUGCCGUGACGCUUCCUGCUGCUCGGCUCUGCAUGGAGCAUGCUGUCGCGCUCAGGCUCAGGCUGGGGGAGGUUAUAAACUCUGCCCACAUGAAAAUUUUACCUCCAUCAAACCUACUUUCAGGAAUCACCAUCUCCAAUUAAUUCUGCUGUGCUGCAUCCAAAGCAUGCUGGGCUUCUGACUGCAUGUGGGAUUGGGAAUUAACUUGAUCUGGGUGGAAGCCGAAUGAGAUAUUUUAUCCCCUGUUUAUCAAACCCGGGCUACUUAAAAUCCGCUGCCACAUGUCAAGUAGUAGUAGGCCUGCUGUGAUGUCUUUUUGGUCCUGGAUUGGAGAUGAAGAUGAUGGUUCUGCGGAGGAGGAGAAGGAGGAGGUUUAGUUGUGACGUGAAGUGGUUCGGAUUUGAAGUCAUUCCAGCUGUCAUACAAGAAUACACAUUCACUGUAUGCGCUUGUAUAAAGAAACACAGCAGUGCUAAAAUUUGACAUAGAUAGCGACACUUUUUAAAAAAAAAAUGCUUUUGUUGCUAUUAAUUUUUUUAUGAAACAAAAAGGUGAUAAUUUAAUGUCGUUUAUUCUACCUAAACAGAGCAAAAAGAGGAAAGAAUAGUUGAUUUUUCUAAAUUAAAUGAUCGAGGAGAGCUAGAAACGGUCUGGAGGAGCUGCCCCAAAGCCCAGUUUGAUAUCUUCCCCUGUUGAUGGCUGUUGUGUAUCUUACUUCUUAAUUGUCUUACUUUGACCUUUCUGCCCAGGAAAUUAGUUUGAUAGCUAACUCCGGAUCAGCAGCACCCAUUAAAUAAAGUGAAAAACUAAACUUCAUUAUGCCAGUUGUUUUUACUGGCAUUUUUUUAAACAGGAUUUUGCUACAAAAAGACAAACAUAGAAGGUUUUAGAUCAAACGGCUCAUUUAUCGAUGCAGUUUUAAUACAGCUGAUUAAAGAUUUUAUUGCCGCAGAGUUAUUUUGUUCUCUUCGGCUGUUCUUUGCUUUUUGCACGCCUGGUUAAGUACAGUCAAUAGUGGGUUUGCAAAUGCACCACUGAUGUCUCUGACUAAACUGAUCUGGAAAAAUCCAUGCUGUGCAGGCAGGAUUGCAAACCCAGUGUCAUCUUGUAGCUGCAAUACUGAUGACACCUGGUGUUGGAGGAUGGAACAACAAGUGUGAAAUCGCGUUAUUAAUUUCCUGAGCAUGCUCAAACUAACAUCAUACGGGGGAUUUUCAGAGGGUUUCUCUUUCAUGUCAUUAAAUCCUGUUCACUCUUCACAUCUCAUGGAUUCUUUUGUCCAGUUUGUGCAUUUUUUUAAACUGGACUCUUAGAUUUUAAAGCAAAUCCAUCAAACCUUCUGAAUGUAACCCUGCUUUUGGAUCUCAUGCAUCAUGCUAUCUCACAUCUGACCUCAUUCACACGUUCUGUUGUUUGAGCUGCGUGCUUCAACUCUUGAUUUUUCUCCAAACUCUGUUUCUUUCCUUGAAUCUUCUUCUGAUCGUCCGUAUCUCUGCAGGAUCAGGAGAAGCUGUCGCGGGGUGGCGUGGCCGAGCUGACUCCACUGUCCUCUCACCGGUCCUGCAAAGGCACGAGCCCAGACUCCUCCCACCUCCACCUCAGCGCUGUGGAGAUGCUGUCCCUCCGCAGGUCUGACCCCCUUCCCCAGAAACUACUGGCCCACUUGGCAGAAGGGGGAGGGCCGGAUUUGUGCACUCUCAGCCCGUACAUGGUCCGUCUGUCGGGGGCAGGAUUCGCUUACUAUGCUCCAGGGCCUGAAACCUCCGUGUGAAGAACACAGACCCUGAAACUUUGUGUGUGGUGGGCUGACACUAAGAGCAAACAGCAUCUGCAUCUCAAGGAUCAAGAUGUUUAUAGAGUCAAAUACAAACAGCAUCAUCACCAUGUGCAUUUUCUGGCCCACGCCCAUGUGGAAACCCUUUAGAUAUUAUAGCACUGACACCUCAUCUUCACACCUUUCUGUUUCAGUAUGGUCCUCGUCUUAGUCUCAUGAAGUUCCUACCCAAACUCUUACUUGAAAAAGUCUAAGAACGAAAGGGGAACCAUGUGCGACGGUGCAUUCUCCUAUGCGCUGUGGAACUGUCCAGUCUCAGCAUGUCAACAGUCGAACCUUUUUGUACUCCUCGUCCUGAUUUUCCGUCUCACAUUCUUGCCUGUUCCUCCACCGUUUUUUGGACCCCUUUUUUUUUCGUUGCUUCGUUGUAAAAAUGUUUGUCAAAAGAACAUUUAUGUACAGUUUGUGGUCUGGCCAAGUAAAGGGCAGCCGUCGAAGCUCAGCCCUUUAGGUGCGCGUGCGUGUGCAUGAGCGCGAGUGUAUGCAUGAUAUUUGCCUGUUUCUGUACGUUUGUAUGUGACACAACUUUGCCUUACAGGUAACCACACAGCAGCAGGCUAGGAGCCAAAGGAGAAAGGUGUUUGAAAGGGAAGGUUUAGUGGUGUAUUACAAAGCCUUACACUCACACACACACACACACACACCUGUCAGCUGAAGGGGGGAAAUGUGGAAAAUCUGAAGAGGGAUGUGCAGUAUUCUAGCCGCCCUGCCUUAAUUCAUAAAUGCUCAUUUUUAGUGCGAGGAAAGAGAGUUUCAGAGGGCAUACAUGUCUGGUACAGUGUGUCUAUUCUUCUUCUUUUCUCCUCAUGAUUGUGUCGACGUCUGUUUUUCUUAUCUGCUCGUGUAGCAUGUCCUAUCUCUCUGCUGCAUGCUGAUCUGCUCCUCUCUCUGUUCUUUCUUUCUCCAUCCUUAUCCCAGACAUCAUCCAUCAAAAUAAAAACCGAAAAUGACACCUUUUCUUCCUCCGACAACGAGCACACGUUACCCUCUGCUGCUCCCAUGUGGCCGUGUAGGGUAACAGCAGCAGCAGUCUUUAUUUAUGGAUGCCCUGAAUGGCUUGCUAACCUCUCUCUGUUUGCAUUGUGCUUGUGUGUUUGCUGCCAUGCUCUGUGUUUAUGCAAAAAGUCAAUGUAAGAAUGUCAUAUUGUCACAUUAUAAGAGAUUUUUCUUUGUCUUUUAUUGAUUCAUGAGUUAUUUUUGCUUUGUUUUAAAGUUAUUGAUGGCAGUCACUGUUGAUGUAUGGAUGUAACUUAAAGAUUUUAUAUAUUGCGGUAUGAAAGGGGUUUACGUUAACAUUAUUGUUGUUAUUAUUAGAGCCUGCGUGUAGGAAGGAGACUUGAAUCGGCGAUGUCACAAUCAAAUCACGAGAAUGUCGAACUGAUUUGUCCAUCAUGUCCUCCAGCUGAAGAUUGUAGCUCAUUAUGGAUAAACGUCUUUUCUGCAUUUCUAACAGCUGAACUCCAGUUUGUCCAAAGCAGAUCUGUGGUGUUGCACAGCAAGUGACAGACUCGGGAAGUCUUGAAUGUCAGAUUCUGAAGCAUUUUUGUAUGUUUCUACAGUUUAUUUUCAUACACACACACAAACACCAACCAUCUGCCAACAUGGAUAGAUUUAGAAACACUUUUUUGUUUUUUCUUACUAGGGCAUGUUGGUUUAUAAGUUUGGUUAGAGGUCUGGAUUUGUCUUUAAGUUUCACUCAAAGCCCACCACAAGUUUUUCAAACUUGGGGGCUCAACGUCCUGACCUCAGUAGAUAAAUAGAAGAGCCUCGGUGCUUGUUAUGCAGUGUCCCACUUCACUGUGCUGUUGCCAUACUGUAUUCAGACAUAUUCUACUAGAUUUCUACCACAACGAAGCUGUUAGAUCUAUUUUACUUUAAAAAGAAAUACAUUGGAGACUUCUAUAUAGCCACAGUUUUCACUUCUUUUUGUCAUUCUUGUGUUGUUCAUUCUAAAGAUUUCUUUGCUACUUUUGUAUCCCAGAGAGAAGACUAUAUUUUAACUCUGUUAGAAUGUGUGUUCAAGUUUAUAACCAAAAUGAGAGCAUAAACAAUAUGUGAUUCAUUAGAGAUUUACCAAUAGUUCUACACUACACUGCACUUUGUUCUACAACAGAUCCCCUAAAACAAGGUCUAAUGUCCGUGGACCGGGGUUUAUACGUGUUCACUCUUCCUCACAAGUUAUUUUUCUAAGAAUGUAGUGUGUGAAAUUAAAAAAAAGUGACCAAAUAACUUGACUAGGAAUGGACUGUCUGUCUGUAUGUCUCAAAGUGGUUAAUCGCACCAGCCUUCUACUGCUGAUUAGAAUGUCAAACUGCUUUUUCUAAGUCCAUCAGCAGGACAGCAGGUGCUCAUCCCGUCAUUCCUGAGCUUGGCAAAGGUCGGAAAUGUCGACUUUUGUGCUCUGAGCGGCACGUUUCAUAUCAUACCUUCAGUACAGCACUGUUUGUAUUACUAAACAGGUUUUGAGAAUUUUCCUUUUUUUUGUUUUUUUUUAAUUUUUGUUUUUUGGAUAAAGAUUUUAAAAGUUCACCUGUUGACUUUUUGCCAGCCUGUCUGUAGCAAAUGAAGGCAAAGCACUGUAUUGUCAUUCUGCUUGUAAUAAAGAAAGAGUGAAAACA
Messenger RNA from Xyrichtys novacula (pearly razorfish), 44839 nucleotides. The record is from the annotation of a GenBank genome assembly. NCBI's taxonomy places the organism in Eukaryota, Metazoa, Chordata, Actinopteri, Labriformes, Labridae.